AUGGCUAGCCCUUGGGCAAGACCGGCAUUUAAAGGAAAGGGACGAGAUUCCAGUCCUUUUACGCCGCGUCAGUCCUUAAAUUAUUCUUCAUUUCUUGGAGAUUCAGCUAAGAGGUUUGUAGGAAUGUAUAAAGCACAACCUACACAUUUAUUUUAUCCACAGCACUGGCUAGUUUUUCUUAGCCAAAAAAAAGAAACAGUGACAAAACAAAUAAGCAAGAAAAACAGCUAUGUAUUAUUUCUAAUUCAAUGCCCUACUGGUCCGGGACUCGCGACGUGUUUCAGUAAGCCCAUAAACAAUUUCACGCUGUUUCUGUAGCCGAUGCACAGGCCACCCAAGCUAGUGGCGCAUACACCAGGAGUUGUGAUACUAAGGUUAUCUUAGGUUGUGAAGGCUUGUUUAGGAAUGCAACGGAUUUAUUAUUAAUAGUACAAAUAAGCAUUAAAAUACUAGAGGUUUCAAAUUAAAAUAUGCCAUACCAGCAUUGUACAAAUCUAUAAAUAAGUUCUGGGCCACUUGCACCUCAUAUCUACAAAACGUUAUCUACUGAAAUAAUCCACAUGCAAAUUCUUUGUGAUUUGUGACUCAGAAUAUAAACAGUUACUGUAAUAUUAAACAGUAAUGUAUGAAUUUUAAAUGAAGAUAUGAUCAUUGCAGUGGUUAUUGCAAUUUGCUGUAAGCAGUUACAAAUAAACAUGAAAAAAAUUCGCUGUGGCUAUAUGGCCGGUAAGCGGUCAAGGCUUUCAAAACACUAAAUAGCCGGCAGUCCCAUAUUCUCAGCAAAUUUCACAAAAUCGAAAGAUUCUAGCUAAUCUAAACUAUCAUAUGUCAAUUUAGAAAAGUCAAGCGAUGCUGACAGGCUAUAUAGAUCUCAAGUCUAGUGUUUGGUUUACGUUGGGCUCAGAGGACGAAACCAUGUUUUGUGACACUUAGAACGUUUUGAUAAUGAUGAUGAUGAUAAACUUUAUUUCAGUGUCAGGUCUUCUAGCUGGCCAUGUAAGGCCUACUAAUAGGGGACACUAAAUCAAAAUACUAUCAGCUCUUACUAAUUAAUAUAAAAAAAAUAUUUACAAAGAAUGAAAUUUACAAAAAUAUACAUAAUAAAAAAAUUUCGAUAAAACAUAUUCGGAUUUAUCAUAUAAAAUAAUACUUACUGAUUAAGAGGUGUCCUUUUUGUCUAGAAAAUGUCAUUUAUGUACAACAUAGAAAGCAGUUUUUACAGCCCUUUGUGAUUACUUUUUCAAGAUCUACCUUACGAAUUUCCUUUUUAAAGCUGUAAAUUAUUCUGCAUUUUUUACAUUCUUGCUUAAUUUAGACCAUAUUACUGGACCCACAUAUCUUAGGCUAUGUCUCCUGUAAGUUGUUGUGUUGUAUCGAGGAAUUAAAAAGUCACCAGAAUUUUUGAGCCCACAGUGAGGUUUAUUGAGCUUAAAAAUGUCCUUUAUGUACGGAGGGCAUAUAUUGUACUUUGCCUUAUACAUAAUUAUGGCUAUAUCCUGCGACCGGCGACAGCCUAGUGUCGUGAGUUUAGCUUUUCUCAAGAGCUCAUCGCAUGAACUUCUCGUAUCGCAGUAGACGGCACUUAACGCUCGCUCUUGUACUCGCUCCAUCUUUCUGCUAUCCGACACACGACAGAAAUGCCACACUGUACAUGACAGUAUGUAAUUUGAGGCAUCAUUGUUCAUAACAUCAAUUUUCAUCUGUUUUUUUUUAUGCUUCGACUGCCGGUCAAGGUUUUCAAAACACGAAAUGGCCGGCAGUCCUAUAUCCUCAGUAAAUUUCACAAAAUCGUCGACAAGAUAAUGUUGAAGUGUAUUUCAGCUAGACUUUUUCCGUCGGUUUCCCGCGAAGGCCGUAUGAAAGGUCAAGAUGGUAUGACGUCAAACGUUGCCUGUCACGCCAUGCUUUGGACAGAAAAUAGUAACAAACAUCCAAAGACUCGAGACCAACAAAACAUGAUAUAGAGAUCCCACAAAACCGGCUGGUUUGAUCAGGAUCAUGACAUGCGAUAGUUUAGAUUAACUGGAAUUUUUCGAUUUUGUGAAAUUUACUGAGAAUAUAGGACUGCCUUGACUGGCAGUCGAGCUGAAAAAAAGUUCUAAGUGUCACAAAACAUGGUUUCGUCCUCUGAGCCCAGUGUAAACCAAACACUAGAUUUGAGAUCUAUGAAGCGUUUCAGGAUCGCUUGACUUUUCUAAAUUGACAUAAAUGAUAGUUUAGAUUAGCUAGAAUCUUUCGAUUUUGGGAAAUUUGCUGAGAAUAUAGGACUGCUGGCCAUUUAGUGUUUUCAACACCGUGACCGGUUACCGACCAUAUAGCCACAGCGAAAAAAAUUUUGUGACUUCAAUGAGUUUCAAACCCCAUGGCCACUGGGUUAGCACUGCAGUGCUCUACCAUUUGAGCUAUUAACCCUUUAAGUCCCAAUAGUGACCAACAUCAAUUUUCUCCUAACAAUAUCCACACAAUGUCAAGAGAUAAGGUUAUGAGAAUUAAUAAAAUGAUCAUUAAAGACAAAAUGCCAUGAUCUUUUAUCAAAUUCUCUCAACUAAUUCUUAAAGGAAAUUUAUAGAGAUCAGUUUGGAGAAGUUGCAUGUGGAUAUUGGGGCUUAAAGGGUUAAGACCCAUACAUUGGGAGCAGGCCAAUUUGUUGAGUUCAUCUUAACUUGUGAAAGAUAUGAAACGUGAAGAUGAUGUGGACUGUAGAAGUACAAAUUUUAAAUGAAGAUAUGAUCGCAUUGAAUUGUACAAUAAGAUUUACUUUGUUUGUGACAUUGUAUUUUACAUGUCUGGUAUCUUGCCUCAGAAGUCAGCAAAGAGUCCCACUGAAUUCUCAGAUUCUGGAAGAGACAGAUCAGCAUAGAGUAGAGACAUUUGGUUUUCCUUUACCAGUCCAGAUCAGCGAGGCACUCACAAGCAGAGAUGGUAUUUUUGCUUGAUGUUUUAAAUAUUAGGAAAUAUGUUUCUUUGAACUUGCAUAUGUGUCACGUACCGAGGACCAACUCCAUCAGAGGUUCAUUUGCCUAAUAGCUUUUACAGUCAAUUCCCUCCUCACAGAGACCUUGCUAUUUAAGGUGGACACUUCUAUAAGACAAACACCUGGUGAUUGUCCCUUUCCUGCCAUUUUUCAGUCAUUACUGCAACUAAAUUGUUUAUGAAACAGUCACUUCUCUUAAGACCCACUAUUGAAGCUGGUCUCAACAGUUCCCAUCUUAAAAAAAAUUCAGUGUUGCAGAAAGUAUUUAUCUCUACUGAUGUAGUAAUGAUAUUCCAUUGGCCCUUUCUGGCAGUGUUAGCCUAUUGUUAUUUGUUUUAACUGCAGCUGUGUUAGCUCAGUCGGUAGAGCGCGUGACUGCAGAGCGGGAGGUCGCGGGUUUGUUUCCUGGGGGCCAGACCAAUAAUCAGGAUCUUAAAAUAACUGAGAAUUGAGGGUGCUCCGUUUGCACUGCAAGGGGCUAGACCUUCGCAUGGCGCAGAUGACCACGUAAAAUGGUGGUCCUGUCUCCAGUGGGAGACGUAAAAUGUAUUGUGUCCCCAAUUAAUACUUACGUGCUAAAUACAUUGACGCUCAAAUAAAGUGCAUUUAUUUAUUUAUUUGUUUUUAUUUUAUUUAUCACUCAUUAUUGUUCAGUUUUAUCCUAGGUAAAUUAUAAAUUAAUAUUUCCCUUUGUUUUAAAACUCAUUAUCAUACAUUGCCAUUGCCAUGCCCCAUAACAAGGGAAGUAAAAUUUAAACCAAGGCCAAAAUUGAAACACAACAUACAUAUGUUAUACAUAGGUCAAAAUUAAAUUCUGGUUAAAAUUUUUUAACCUACAAUAGGUUGAUUGUCAAUUUUCUUGGUCUCCUAGCCCUAAGUAAUAUAUGAAUAGGUAUUAUUCGUGAAUUAGGGCUAAUUGAGAAUCAACCAAGGUUAAAAAACUUUAAACUUGUCACUAGAGUUUUUUGUGUAAUAGAAAAUAGAACAAUGACAGGGACCAGAAAAUUGACCAGUUAUUAUGCUAGACAACACCUACAAAUAAAAUAUAAUAGGAAAUUGAGAAGAGGUAACAUUUAUUUAUUUUAAAAUGCGUGCUGUUUGAGGUAUUUAACUUUAUUUUAUAGUCACCGGUGAUCAACAGAUCAGUGUAAAGAUUUCCCCUUUUGGUUGGGCUUGGCUUGUUACCGGAAGGAAAUUGUUUAUUUGGCGCUAUGUGCCAGGAGCUGAAGCAAAGGUUUGUCUCAGCCCUUUGAUUCCAGAUACUUGUGUUAAAUAAAAUCAUGUCAUGCUGUGUUUGAUUCAGAAAUUACCCAGGCCUAACAAUGCUUGAGGCAACAACUUUAUUAAGAUGUUUCUUUGUACAUUACAAUUGACUGUACAUGUAUGUGUCCAUUUUUUCAGACAGUACAGUGGUCAGUUAUUGAGUUAUUGAGGAUAAUGUUAUUUUUUUAUUUGUGGACAUUUCAAGUUGUUUUCUUGUUGUAUAUUGGUUAUUGAGGAUAAUGUUUUUUUUUUUAUUUGUUAACAUUUCAAGUUGUUUUCUUGUUGUAUAUAGAAUUCUGUUUUUAAAAGCUAGAAAAAAUCUUAUGUAGUUUCCUGUGGAAGAGGAACAAAAUUAUUCAAAAAACCUUAAUCACAUGAAUGGUACUUGAAUUGUUUCUGUAAGUUUAAAAUGCCAGAUUUUAAACCCUGUUAUACAACCCACACAUUGUAUGCAUGCACAUCUUGUGCUUAAUUUGAUUAUUAUAAAAAAAGAAGUAUAAGAGGUGACUUGGCACAUUCAAAUGUGCUAAGUUAAUAUUAUAUUUCUUCCAUAACUUUAUAGUAAAUACUGAAAAAUUAAUAAACAUUCAUUUGGCUGUUGUGUUUAUCAGGGAGUAUUUUAUAAGGAGUUGAUUUUGCCAGCUUCUGAGUUGUACCAUAUGGCUGAUCUUGUUUGUGUAUUGGAUUGUUCUGGUGAUGUAUCUGGUGUCUCCGUUAUGGCUGUUUCUCCUGAGGGACUGGUGCGUUACUGGCCAAGUCUUGUUAAUGACACUGCUGUGCUUGAUAUGGAAACAGACUUGAUAGGAUGCCAAUGCCAUUCAUUGACUGCUUUACAGGUGUGAUGUAGACAUAGUUUUUAUUUUCAAAUUCAACCAGUCUUCUGGUUGUAAUAAACUAAUAUCUUACUAGAUUACAUGUAUAAUAUGAUAGUAUCAAUUUAAUUACACUUAGUUAUACAAGGAAUAGUGUGCUUGGUCAAAAGCAAUAUUUUUUUAUUAUGCAUGGAAAGUCUCUGCCACCCAAGGCAUCAAAUUUUCUGCUAGAGUUUCUUAUCAGAUGUUGCUUGAAAGUUGGAUAAUGAACUGGUAGGGAAACUCUAAAAGCAGAAAACAUGUGACUGUUUUGUUACCCUGCUGGCAGAGACUUUUCAUGCAUGGUAACCAGUCCUCAGAAUCAGGACAUUCUGCUAAUUGGAUCCUCGGAUUGAAUGUUGUAUGUACGAAACAGCACUCGCCCCUCUCCCCACACAUAAGAAAAUCCUCUGGUGCCCAAAGUAUUCUUUUAAUUUGUGGGGGACGUGUUCAUGACAAGAAGUGAUUGGCAAAGGAAAUGCCAAACUUGUUAAGCAGUUUGUAAAACAACUACCUCUUGAAGAUGUUAUUUUUGACGUGCAUAGUUUUCUACAUGUCACGAUAUUCGAUCUAUGACAUUUUAAUAUCGGACUUAACAGUAAAUCAACAUAGGAACUUGCGUGAUGUAAUCUAACAAUAGUAGUUGAAUCAUCGCCUUAGUUUACGAACGGCUGUUACAUGAUUAGAACAAUAAUUAUUCAUUGAUUCUCUUGUAAUGCUCGGAGAUUCAUGAUUAAAACUGGAGUUGGCUAGUUGAUGCGUCUCUCUCUUUAUGUCACUAAUUCGAAUGACAUAAAAUGUUACACUACAUCAAUUAAAUUACAUAUUUUUUGAAUUGUAUGUAGAAAAUUGACCUGUGCUUAUGAAAAGUCACCAAAAUACAUAUGAAAAUAUAAAACAAGAUAGUCAAAUACAUUUUACGAAUUCCUUAUAAAGAUUCCUGACUUGUGUUCUGCCCUAGAAGUUAGUGUGGUAUUUGAAUAAUAAACAAUAUAUGAGUGGUUUCAUUAUAUUAUAAAAUUGUGUAAAAUAUAUUAUAAUAGCUCAUAUACCAUAACGGCUAAGCCAAUCAAAAUGCUAGAACUGCAUUAUCCAAUGAUUCAGUUUUUAAUAAUAUUUAUUAUUCUUGCAGCCCUAUGGUUGUAUCCUGAUGACUACCACUAAUGAACUGGUACUAUUAAGUGGUUCACAGGUAUUUAUAAAGGCAACUGCUCACAAUCAAUAACCUCCAAUUAUAUUGGCCUGUACUACAUGUACAUGACCCUCCUGAGUGCAUAACACAUUGUGUUAUGCUCAGGGAGUUUUUUUAGAUGUCAGCAUAAAGUACAAGACAUGCAAGAGGAAGAAAAUAGAAAGUAUAAAUGCUUGUAAACAGGUUAUUGCACUGUUUCUUUGUAACACACUUGCACUCCAACAAUUGAUCAAUCAAAAGAUGUUAAGAUUAUUGGCUGCAGCAAACUUGCCUAUUACUCUACAGUCGCCUUGUAUUUACAUAACAUGGAAUUCCAUUGUUUGAAGUGUGGAGUCAGAAUUACAUGUAUGUCACAACUGUGAUCAUCCAGUUUUGUUUUUAUCCCUAUAGGGUGUUCAUGGCUUACCCCAAAAGCCAGCAAAUUAGUGAAUUCCAGUUGCAUUGAUUUUAAAAAAAUCCUGAUGCAAGUGGCAGAGAAAAAAGAACAGGAAUUUUCUGUUUGCUCCCACUAACUCAAUGGAGGUGCAUGGAGGCACUGGUGUGAUGGGUUUUGGGGAAAAAAAUGCUGUGAAGUGUGCAUUGUGUACAAAGAAAAAGACCUCACGCUAUAAAUACAUCUGACCCACGAAUGAUUGCAGAAUUUAGAAAAACUCACUUUGUUAGGAAAGUAGAGACCAUUAACUCACCAAGGUGACGUGAAAUCAUGUCAGAUUUUAACAUGAUGAUAUUGUUGAAUUUCUAUGCAUUCAUCAUGCAACAUAUGAUACAAAUCAGCCCAAAGAAACUUAGUUUUGCAAGAUGAACAUUUAGGGGAGAGAACCUCAGAUCUACUGAUAAAAGCAAUACCAUCAUUAUUUUACAGGUAAAAGAUGUCAGAUUAUCUUUCACUCAUAGAGGAGAACUGGCUUUAUUGGUGUUCCUUAUAACAUUCUCUGACAAUAGAAAAUAUUUUUUGAUAUACUUCUAGGGAAUAACUUAACAACAUGAUUUGGUAUUGUUGACUGAGAAUGCAUGCAUUAAACCAUUUUUGUGUUAAUUGCUUGUUUACUCUUUUGAACAGAAAGCAAUCAAUUGUCAGAAUCUGAAAUCAUCAAGUGGGGUUUUUUCAGACCUUGGUCGCCGUGUUUCUUCUUUCAUAUUUGGAUCUCAGCCUGCAAGUUAUAAAGUAGCAGUGAGUGUGUCUUUGAAUAGGACAUUUGCAUGAUGGCGUCAUUUUACUACUACAACUAGAAUCCUUUUCGUUUUUCCUUUCAUAUUUAAAUUUUGUAAUCCCAGUGAGGUUUGAAUAACAAAAGCCCUACUUUGCACAAGAAAGCAAAACCCUGAAGGAUUCUGGUCGUAGUAGUAAAAUGAUGUCAUCGUGCAAAUGGCCUAUUUCUGCUGUAUUAUUUUAAGUUAUCUUGCAUUCAGGCUUAUUCUUUGUAGCUUUUAGUAAUUAUUAUUAUUUUAAGAUGCAGAAAUCAGUAAAAUUAACUGAGAAUGAAGAAGAGGAUAAGAAGGCAGAGUUUUUUGUGGCUGUUCUAUCACUUGAUUUGUUUCCCACAUUUUCCCAAAUUUAGGGCAUGCAUUAUACACAGGUAAAUAUGGUGAUUACAUGUACAUGUGUAUACAUGACUUGUACCAGCUUAAUUUUUAGCCUCAGCAUUCUCAUCAACUAAGAUGUCUACAUGUUCAGUGCACAUUCAUUCCAUUCUUAGAAGGUCUGACUGUAAUAAGAACAGGCCAGGUAGUUGAGGGUUUUCAUGUAUGCAAAGCUUCUGAUAACCAACAAAUCUAAGGAAGAUAAUGUGCAGUACAUCUUCUGUGUAGCAGAUGAUUAUCAGAAAGUAGUGGAAACACAUCACACUGUAAGUCGAAGCUUUAUUGACAAAUGCUUUUCAAUGUUGUCUUGCUCAACCUUGAUGGAUAUGGGUCUUGACUUUCCUCUUUGUUUCAACUGCAUUUACAUUUGUUGCUGAAGUCACAUUGCAAACAGUGUGCCAUAGGAAAAUUUGUUUGAAUACUAUCAAAAGAAAUACCUGAACAAUUUCACCUUUGACAGGUGAACAUAGUGACGUUGAUCCUGAUAAACUUGUAAAUCUCUAAAUCUCAGAGCUGAGAAGCAUGAUAUACAAACACGUAUCAGAGUUGUCCUGCUUUUUUACUCUCCACCUCUGUGCACCAUGGUAAACUCCUGAAAAGCAUGACUUAAAGUGAGAGAAAUUAAAGAGAGAGUGCCUGCCGGUCUUCAGGAUUAGAGUUAAAUAAACAGAUCUACAAUGGACUGCAAACAGUGCAAGUGGUCCACUGCAUCAUUACAUAAAAUGUAGGAGUAUGGUCAAUUCUCUUAUGACUGUUUGAUGGUGUGUUUUAUGUCGAGCCUCUUCCUCCACUCUCUGCAUCCCACACCUGUGCAUUUUACAGACCAGACUGAAAACUUUAGGCAAACAUGGCUAAACCCAGCACCUAGUCUAUCUGCAAUGGCCAUCGCAUUUUGAAACUAUUCAUUACCUGAGUUAAGUCACAUGAUGUGUGUAACACAGGUACAAAAGCAUCAUUUGUGCCCCUCCAUCCCCUUCCCUACUCAAGUAUUGAAGUUGUGUUAAGCUGAGUUGCUUCCCUCAUUUUACAUUUCUUAUAAAUUUGUCAUUGCAAAAAGGCAAUUUCGCUAGCGCAUCUAUGGAGUGUUGACAACUGUCAAUAAUAAUUUUUAUUAAAACCUUUUAACUUUUCACUUUCAAUGAAGAUGAGUACUGCAAAUGCAGGUUGUCACAUUGUCAGUCACUGUCAACAAUAAUUGUUUCAGGACUACACACACCUGGACGAUCAUAUUCCACUUUAGUAUGAGGUUCAAAACUGUUCAGCUGCCUGGUACACACUGUAACUUGUGGUGGACAUUACGACCACACUCAGUCACUGUCAAAAAGCAUCUUAAAGAUUUACAUGGACUAGAUAAUAUCAGACAACAUAUCAGAUUUUAGAUUCUCUUAUUUUAACAUUUUAGGCCAUAUUUAUGCGAGUGUUAUCCCAAAUCGCUGUCAAAAGUUAUAGAUGUGUGUGGUCCAUAAAGGCAAUUAGCUGUUUGGACCUGUGGCACUUCUCAAAGUUCAUCUUAAUACUCAUCAACCCCUGCCUGUUGCAGUCUGCAACCAAUAGCUGAACAUGUGGCCUAAUAGUAACGGUUUAUGGCUUCCAGGUACAGACUAAAAGACUCAACUUCUAUGGGUGUCCAGUCAGCUUGCAUUCUAUGAGUCUCCAAAAAUAUAGGGGCUUUACAGAGCCCAAAUGGCAUGACUGUAAGUUGAUAGAGGUCACUUACUGUUGCAAUUGAUGUUUUGUUAGUCCACUCGACUUCAUCUCAACCUGUCAUUAAAUGCUUGCAAGGUUAAGAGAACAGAACCAUCAUUGUGCCAGACAAAGCAUCACUUACUCAAUAAAAUCGCUUAAUUUUGGUAGCAGGUCAGAAUGUUUCAAUUCUUCUGGCUGCAGUGUUGUUGCAAAAGGAAGUUCACAUAUCAUUUUAUAAAUAACCAGGCUUGCCCAAGGAUCCAACUGCUGUUCAGUGAACCUUUUUUUUCCUACCUCCAACUGUGCUUUCAUUCAGUGGUAAAUGCCUUACAUUGAACAGAUGGGCUUGCUGUCCCUUGUGUUGAUGUUGUGCUGGUAACUGCUCAUCCUUCUCAAGCUGCUGUCUGAAUGGGCAAAGACACACCAUUGAAUCUUGUCAACUGUUACAUGUAUGUUGCCAAUUUUACAUUGCAAGGCUCGUAAAGCAUGAUGUUCAUUCUAGCAUACAACUGUAAGUGCCAGUGGCCGCUGUUUAUGCUAUUAAACUUCUUGUUCUUGUUAGUGUCAUCAGUCUUCAUUUUGAUUAAGGCCUAGCCUAGUGUAUGCACCAUUUAAACCUUUUUUUAGUGGGGGUGGGGGAUAUCAAUAAAGUUAUCCUUGCUUUCAUGAUGUUUAAUGAACAUCUGGAUAUGUGAGUUACUCUUUUAACUGCUCGGGCCAGCUAUAUCACCUAAGGUGGUGAGGGUGGGCCCUUUGAGGGAGGCCGCCAUACAAAAUGGCUUUAAUAUGAGUAAGUUCAAUCUAUCCUCCAACUCAAAAUUGGGUGCAGCAUAAACAACUGAAAUAUUACUUUAAUGUUGUUUACAAAUUAAUAUUCACAGAUUUCCACUCAGUCUCACCUAAUAUGCUGUACGAUAUUACAUGUACCGCAUAUUUCUUAGUGAAAAACCUUCCUUAGGUUACUAUCAAUGGUAAUACAGUAAAGCAUGUGAUGUUAAGAUUAGUUUACACCAUUAGUUGUACAUAGCAAAAUGUAAGAAUAUGAUUGUCUGUUAUUUUUGUAAUGUACAGAAUUGGCAGAGAGUUCUUGUUAGCAAGGCCUUGUCUGAUAACUCCAGGUAUCUGGCUUUCAUUUACACUGUAUGUAUGUUUAGUUUGGGUUUGAUAGACUGUAUUUUUUUAAACGAACUUACAUGUUGCCGUGUUUUUAUCUUCAUCUUUCCUGGGUAUAUUAUGAACCAAUUUAAGGACUGUAGCUCCUAGGUGGCGUGCUAGCUCAAUUGAUUAGAAUGCUGCAGUUGUUAUUGCAGGGGGUUUGGGUUUGUAUACUGGCAAGCCUGAGAACUUCAGGAAUAUUGAUUAUGUAGUGACCAGUCACAAGAAAGAUCAAGACAAACAAACAGUCCAGAAAUCACAAACUAACUUGUAGACUAUCUGUACCUUUUUAAAUUUGGUUUUCUCUGGGGCUGGCUUAUAUGUUUUUACCUUAAAGCACAUUAACUUUACAGAAAUAUUUUUGGCAUUCCCUGUUUUCUGAGUGUUACAGUAAAAACUCUUUUAACUAGUCAUAGUUGUCACUAAAUCUGCCCCCGACCUUUUAAAAACCGAAUUAAGACUCCAUGUGGUUGUCCAUGUAUUUGCGAUGAACCUUUGAAAUGCAGUUUUCGUAUUAGAGUUUCUUUUGUUUUCUUUUGUUAGAACACAACUGAUAUAAAUAAUUUCGCAAUAAACUAACCCUACCAAAACAUGGACCACUGUUUCAAGUUUCUCACCUUUGAGAUAUUUCCCAGUUCACUUUUUCUGAUCCUUGUAUGAAAUAAAAUAAUCGGGAUUUUGCAAUAAACUAACCCUACAAACACAUAGACCACUGUUUCAAGUUUCUUACCUUCGAGAUCUUUCUCAGUUCACUUUCUCUGAUCCUUUUCUCUUCUUUAUUAAAUCCUGAAUACCUUAAUAUAGAACAAAACCCAGUAAUUUGACGUUAGCACCUUUCUUGUUUUUGACUGGGUUUUAAAAUAUUUGAGCUAUUCCUGAUGUGGUUUGAAUCGAGUCUGUCGAUCCCGUUGCUGAUUUGUGUCUGACAAAUCAAGUUCAAAGUUCUGUUGAUCCACAUUGCUGAUUUGUGUCUGACAAAUCAAGUUCUUUAAUACCAAACAAUUCCAGUACUGCUAAAUAGCUUUUUAAUUUAAAGAAAUCAGAAAAUUGAUGUGCUACAAGAUACUCAAUGAUAAAAAUACUCACCUUAUAGCUUGGAAUGAAAUCCUGACACAAUUUGGUGAAUGCAACUCGUUGACAAACCCAGUUUGCGCAGUUGCUGAGCCAGGCACACAUGCUGAAAAUUAACCAGGACCAGAUCAGCACGUUAACUUGUGCUUUAAUUUGUGACUAGAUCUUUUUGAGACCAAAGUUGCAAGACAUCACUCACUUUAGUUAGCUUUACAGCAUUACUUAAUACUUAACAUUUUAUUAGUUCCUUAAGACUAUCAUAUGCAAAAGAAGGAAUCAAAUAAGUCUAAAUUUUUAAGAAUUUGCCAUGCCUUGUUUUACCUCCUCCGGUUGGCAUUCCUGUAACUCUGGAAGUUAUGUCUGAAUUGGAGGCCUUUCCCUUGCACAUCUUAAAUUUAGACUAAAGGAAUGCUGGCCAAGUGGAAAAUCAGCAGCAGAUUUUAAUUCAAUAUAUUUUUGGAUUUUUUUUUUCAUUACUAUUAAUGUGUAUGCUGUCAGGGACCUUUUUGUGUUAAGCGGAAAUCAGUUGUUCAAAUGGAAGAUUCUUCAAUUAGGACCAAGCACCAUUCAGGAAAAGGUAAUGCCAGUUAAAUUAUGCUAACAUAGUUUAUAUAUAUCACACUGAUUUUAUAUUACGUGCAGUAUGUUACAUUGUUACCAUAUAAGGCCCACUUCAAAUCUCGAUCUUUCAUGUACUGAACCUAAUCCCGUCAACUAAGUACAUGAAAAGAUUAACAUCUGAAUCAGUUAAGUCUUACAUGUCUAAUUUGGAUCAACCCAUGCAUUGAGUUGGAGUGGCCCACAUGGGAAUUUUGACUAUGGAGCAACUUUGUUUCAAACAUCAAACUUUUCAUGCGCUGAAUCUAAUGAAUAUGAAAUUUCUAUAGUUUAUUUUGACUGGUAAACAUUGAAGACCAAUUUUUAUUGUGAAAAUGAAUUGAGGCCGACUGAUUAAUUAAGUUUGACAUCUGAAUCAACGAUCAUACUUAUAUCAUUUGGGAUGACCCAAAUAGCUAUUCUAAAGUUCAGUUCAAGUUAAAAGGUUUUUUUUCCUUUUUUUGUGGAUGGCUGGUGUGGCUUAGUUUUACUAAACAGGUUAUUAAUAAUUCAAUCUAUAUGUAACCUUUCUUGCCUUUAGAGAGACCAUAUCCACCAUUAAGCUGUGCCCACCCAAGGUACAUGUAAACAUGAGGCUAACGUUACUAUGAAAGAAAGUAUGUGUAUGGAUUGAUCUUUCUGUAGCUAUAUACAACAUAUAUCUUUUCUAAUCCCUCUUUUCAGCUUACAUUUCAGCUAGAACUUGAAAGACUAUUUAAAGAAGCUACAGUAAAUACACUACAGGUAAGAGUUACUAACUAUAUGUAGAGUCCACUUGUAAUGUUAAUAAUGAAAACUAAGAGACAGUUUGGUAUUUAAAUGGCCAUUAGACUUGUCAAGUACAGUCAUCAGUAUGUGAUAAUCUUUAAAAGGGUUAUUAUUUAAACACUGAAGGGCAUGUGCUGUUUAAAAAGGGGUACAGCUGUAAACAGGUAACUUACUUGGGACCUCUGUAUCAGAUGAGCAAUUAGGAUUGCAAUUUAAAUGCCAGUUUUGUCAUGUCUGCAUGUAUUUUUUGUCACAGCAUGUCACAAUAUGAAAGAACUGCCUCCCACUCAUUUUCAGUUACUGCUCGUAAAUCAUAUAAUAUAUGUUCAGGAAAAUUUACAUGGCACUUUUUUUGUUCUAAAUAAGUUCCCUAUAAUGAUCAGAUUUUGUUAUUGAUGGAGUAUUCAGCUGAUGUCUCUCACAAGUUUAAGAUUGCAAUAUUUGUAUAUAACUCAACAAUGAGCCUGGCAUACUUUUUUAAGACUGUUUUAAUUUUUUUCAACACAUUCACCCCUCAACUGGCUAUGAGUUCUCUUGUGGAUCCAUGUACCUUAUAGCAUUUGUGACAUCAUCAGUUUGAUGGUUAAGCUUAACUUCUGCUGGGUGACAAAAUCUUUUUGCUCAUACUGGUACUCAUGAUGUACCAAUGUAGUGAAACAGGCCCCAUGGAAAGUGCAUGGAAAAAAUUUAAGUUGACAGUAAAUUUCAGGAAAGAUUUUGUUCCUCUACUCAAAUGUACAGCUGUACUUCCCAAGUUAAGGUAAAUUGCCUCGGGGAAAUUUUUAUGGCUACAUCUGAAAGAACCAAAGAAUUUAUAAUGUACUUCCUUGCUAGGUUGAUCCACAGUCAGUGAACCACGCCAUGGUUUGGUGUCUUGAUGUGGCCAUGAGUAGGUGAGAAUAACUAAAAAAAUUGUUGUUCAUAAACACCCUUGUUACACAACUAUGAGAAGCAAAAUGCAUUUACUACACCAGUCAGGGAAAGGUUCAGUAGAGCAAGAACACAACUGAGGCUUUAUUGCUCAGAGGUAGAAGUCAAUAGUACGCAAAUUAAAGCAUGAGUUAAAGAGAAGUCAGAGUCAAGAGAAGCUACAGUGCUCUCCCCUAAGGUACUGCUGGCUAGUACUACAUGUAGUGUAACAUGUUCUCUAACAACAUAUUGGUAGGAGAUCCUCAAUGGAAACUGUGACAAACAACAUGGACUACUUGUAAAUAACAAUAGCAAGCUUUGAUGUCCCUGGUAAUGAGAUAGUAGCCUUAGUAACAUCAGAAUUAUAGUGUCUUAUUGUUUAAUAAGCAAAGUGAGUAACAAAGUCAUCAUAAUUAGCUUAGCAUUCCUGAUUAGUGUACCACUUUUAGUAUGUUAGAAGCUUUUGACAUGUCAAGAGAUGCUAUUGAUUGAUUGAUUGAUCUGGUCUGAUCCACAAGUUGGAUUGGCAAAAUCACUGUUGCCUGCACAGGUAUCUCCUCAGUUAGAGUUGCCAUGAGUGUUGGAGGAUGGAUUAUUAUUAAGACCUUAGGUGGAAUUCUCAUGUUACAGAAAUGCAAAAAAGAAACCUGCCAAACGAUUGUAUUUUAAGCACAACUAAAGGGUGCAAGAGUACCGCCUGAAGAACUGGCUCAGUUCUAUGUAGGUUGCAUCCAGUUAGUUUUACUCUAUGGCUACCUAGAUUUAUCAUUUUAGUCUUCCACAAUAUCUAAGCUUAAAUGUUAAGCAGAUACAUAAACGGGCUCUGAGGAAUAAUUGUUGGUUAUGAAGUGCACUACUCAGAUGCCCUGUCACGUUUAGGCCUUGUUGCUUUAGAGCAAAGAAGCAUGGUGCUGUUUAGAAAACCUCUUUUCACAAAAUUGUUCACAAUCCCCUUGAUCUGUUGCACCCUCUCAUUCCAUUCAACGAGGGACCCUGCAUGGACCUCAGGAACCCUAGAUCAUACUGUGUGAAGCCAUGCAAGACCAACAGGUGCUGUGAUACCUUUAUUAACAAAUGCCCAAGUAUUUUUUAAUUAUUCAGAGUUAGUCUAAAAUUUUAUAUUUUCGUAGUUGUAGGAUUUGAUAUAGUUAGUACGUAAAGAUUUUUUAAUUAUGUUUCAUAACUCUUUUCUAUACACUGUAAACCUUAGCAAUUCAGUCGAUAUUGCUAGUGAGGUAUUUCGAUAAAGCAUUCUAUUCUAUUCUAAGUAGUGAGCUUCUAAACAUGCUGGGGAAUUUCCUGUGAGGCAGAUGCACUCAGUGCAGGUGUAGCCAAUGAAUUUUCAUCCAAGCAGGCCUCUGUAUCAAGGGUAGAUGGGUGAAAGUGACCUGGGUACACUCAGUUGUAUUCCUUUGGUUGGAUUACCUAUGAAAAUUACCAAUGACAAUGAAAGAGCCAGGCAGUAGUGUGUAGCUAGUGCCUUCAAUUUCUCACUGUGGGGGUUAUGGCAAGCCUAGGCGUCGAUCAUGUGAAGGACUUCUCUGGUCCUUGUAGAGCAGAACUGAUCAUGAUGGAUCAACAUCUCUUUGGCAGAAAAACCAGAGACCACAUGACUAGAUGUGGAGAUGUGGACAUUAAAUGAGAUAGAGGAACUCCUGUGGAUUAUGGCAUGGAGGCUUGCGUUUGACUUCUUGUACUGCCCCCUCACCAUCUGGGUUCUUGUUUUGAUUCUUAACCUGUACUGUUUUUGACGAAGGCCAUCAGUGAGUACCUUAAAUCCUGGGGAAGGGUUGGUAUUGAUAAUGGUGGGUAGACCAUCCAAUUGCAACUUAGAGCAUAUUCCAGUGGGGCUGUUACUAUCAACUAACUGACUCAUUCUCUGAAAUAUUUGAGUAGCAGUUGUGAGCACUUUUGAUUAUCACAUCUGUGGUGUAUGAUACUUGGACAGCACUGGGCAAAGGACAGGCUGACUGUUCCAUAUAUGCUGUGGAGAUGGUUAUAAGGUGAUGGAAUUGGUCUUGUCUAACAUGCAAAUUGUGAUUGGCGACAUCCUUGAGUUAAUCGCUACUAGUUGGGUGGCCAAACUGGAUGUUUGUGGCUAGGAAUGAAGGCUUGUCAUUCUUAUUGACAAGUAGGCCUUCUUUUGUGAUAGUUGCAAUUAUUGUAAGUGACCAUCUUAUGCUCUUCACAAGACUUGUUGGUUAGAUUCUUGGAUGAGUAUGUGCAUUAUAGAUGUGCAAUAGUGCAUCCUAAAUUGCCCAUUCUGUUUGUGUUGCCAACCAGUUGGUGCAUCUCAUGAAUUGGAAAUAUUCAUUGCCUUCUAGUAUGUUUUUAUGGUGGUAACUCUAAUGACAGAGUCCUGGGUUAUUUUUCUGAGGAUGCAGGUCUAACACUCAGGUCUUGUACUGAUGCAGAGCUGCAUUUUAUGACCGGCAAAAUCAGAUCACAGAAUGGCGGACCUGGAAACAUAAUCUUACUAAGGCCUGAUAUCAGCUUACUGUGGAGAGGAAGACAGGGAAACAAGGAUUGGUUGUAAACUCCCCUCAACAAAGUUUAAUGAAUUUUAUCGGAACAAUUUAUGAUGGAAAUUUAUCAUUCUUAGUUGUUACGUCUUUAACAAAAGUAAUAUAGACCUAACAAUCUUAAGCUUGAACUAAGUUUAUUGAGGCCAUUAAUUAUUUUCUAAAUGGAAGAACAGUAGGCUUGACUCAAUGGAAGUUUCGUUUUGAGUGUGAUCAUAAGCUUGGAAAAAAUGUCAUGCUUCAUCCUCCCUCCCAAAGUUUAAUAGAGGGUGUAGUUUUUAUUGUCAUUAUUCAAAAUGUCUUUGUUAAUUCAUUCUUGUCAGCUCUGGACUACUUAUAUUAGCUGCUGUAGCUCUCUGUGGAACUCAGACUUCUCAGCUGUUUUAUACCCUUGGUAAGUAAGUUAGUAGAGGGGGUGAAAGAGGUUUUUGCAUGAUAAAAAGUGUGUUUAAUCUUGGUGUGAAAGGUGAAAACACGAAAUCAAAAUUCGUAAACUAUGAAUGGUUUGCUUGUCGUGAUACUUGAACUUUAAAAUCUUUUAUCCGAUAUUUUUGUGAUUUUCAACCAAUUUUUUCGUGAAAAUAGAUGGUAAGUUUCAACUGAAGAAAAAUUUUACACUGAAGCCCGUGGACCUUCAAGCUAAGUCAAAGUUCUUAUAAGUUUCCCUUAGACCUAUUUUUUUGGAUAGUAAACUAGGGCUACCUUUUGGCAAGUUCAAACGAGGCGAAUGUGUUUAUCAUUUGUGGAAUGUCCCUAUUCAGAUCUUUGCAAUUUGUUACAUAAUUUUAGAGGUUUGAAAUACAUUCUGCUAUAGAAAAGGAUGGUACCCAACUUUGGCACAUUCUAGGCUUUCACUUUUAUUAGACAAUAACAACAUGGCUUGAAGCUUUGUUGGUAAAUUGGAGCAAGUUAGCACUUUCAUGGACUAUUUCAUUGUAUCUAAACUCUAAACGUUAGAAAGUAAAAUAUAGUUCAAGUGAGGCCUUUGACUACUGAAAUUAAAGAUUAAAAUUAAAUUCCGAGCUUUCUUCGACCAACAGCAUCAUCAGGGAUAAGAGAAAUAUUCCGCGUGGUAAUAUACAUAUGAAAAAAUUGUUGUGAAGCAAGAUGUGAAAAGUGCAAGAAUGGGGCAGAAAAGAUUUACUAUUAAAAGUCAGUUAAGUGAUGACUCAUCAUUAACCCUGCAGACAGCGGCAUUCUGAACAGGUCUAGCCAUCCACUUUCCCUUUACUUUGAAAAUUUUCAUGAAACGUGAACACGGAACUUUAAUCACCGUGAUACAUGCAUAGGACCCCCCCUUUACACCCUGUUAGUGAACACAUGUUCAUUGCAUGGAAAAGUUAUUGUACUUUUUGGAAUGAGGUGAGAAAAACAAACAGGUUAGGAAGGGACGGAAUGGCCCCAAAAAAUUGAAGAAUCAAAAGGUGGACAGAAAGGAGAAGACAUUUUAAUGUAGGGAGAGAGGGAAAAAAGAGUGAGUUGAUGCUAAUUUUGCACUGUCCUACCCCUUAAAUUUCAAGGAGUAGGACAUUUGUCAUAACUAUCGUAUUAAUAUUCCAAAGUUACCCUGAGGUUGACACAUUGAGGAACCUUGUAUCAAAAAUCAGAUGUGGCAGUGGCUACCAAGAUUAAAUUUAAAAAAAAAAAUUAUGUGGACCUUUUUGGACCUUUUCAGAUGGAUUUUCUGCAAUUAAUGUAUUAUAUAAGGGAAAAAAAACACACCUGAAAAUCAGAAAAUCAAAAGGCAUGAUAAUCUAAUAAUUUUUUUUACUUUUAUUACUGUAUUCAAAGGCUAUUUCCCCUUAAAACCCCAUCCUCCAGUCCUUAGUGAAGUCAGUAACUGUGUACUAAUGGUAAAAGGUCUCUUUGUUUUUUCGUUCAUGAAGGGCUCCUUAACUCAGAUGCAGUCCCUGGUCCUUCCACCCUUGAGAGUAUCAGUAUUUUGCCAUAUUCUGUCAUGUACACUGUAAGUAAAGUGGACAUAUAAUGUUAUGAUAGUAUAAAGUAUGUUCAUAUUAAAACCUUUGAACCGUGUAUUAAAUCUAAAAAUCUCAGUGGUUAAUGGGAGUGUGUCCUUGGUCUCUAAUGAAAGAUUUUUCAUUAAACUUUCUUUUUUUUCACUAACUUGUAUCUGCAUUGUCUACUCUUUGAAAGCCUAUUAGGAUUUAUGGUCAAACCCCCCAUUUUAUGGACACCCGCUUAAUACAGACACGUCAUUAUAAUGUACAGUUUGCAUUGUUCCUGGGGAAAGAAAGCCCCUACAUUUUCCCUAAAUUAAACCUGCUUAAUACGAGCACUCCACUGACUGUGCCAUUUAUUUUCUGUCUUCACAGGAGGCUAAUGAACAAGAGCUUCUGGAUUUCAAAUUGCUGCUACCAGAAAAUAGUCCAUCAGCAUUUGUUUAUGACUCCAACUCCAUCAUCUGUGUUUCAGGUGUUUGCAUAAUACAACAUGUAUAUACAAUAUCAUCGUUUACCUGUGUUAUUCUUUGUUACCCAGUGUUCCCGUGUUCCGCUAUCUUCCCCUGUCUUACUCUGUGUUACCCUGAGUUACCCUGUGUUCCCCUCUGUUACGCUGUGUUACCCUGUAUUACUCUGUGUCACCCUGUGUUACCAUUUGUUGCUCUGUGUUCCCCUGUGUUACUCUGUGUAGCCCCUGUCUUCCCCUGUCUUCCUCUCUGUUACUCUGUGUUACCCUCUUGUACUCUGUGUUCCCCUCUGUCCCCCUGUGUUACCUUGUGUUACUCUGUGUUUCCUUAAAUUACUCUGUGUUACCUUGUGUAACCCUUUGUUCCCCUGUGUUACUCUGUGCUACCCUGUGUUACCCUGUGUUACCCCGUGUUACCUUGUGUAACUCUGUGUUCCCCUGUGUUACCUUGUGUUACCCUUUGUUAUCUUGUGUUCCCCUGAGUUACCCCUGGGUUACCCUGUGUUACUCUGUGUUAUCCCGUGUUACCCUGUGUUACCCGUUUUACCCUGUGAUACCUUGUGUUACCCUGUUUUACCCUUUCUUCCCCUGUGUUACCCUGCAUUGCCCCACGUUACCCUCUGUUACACCUGUGUUACCCUGUGUUACCUUGUGUUACCCUGUGUUACCCUUUCUUACUCAGUGUUACCCUGGGUUACCCUGUAUUACCAUGUGUUACCCCGUGUUACUGUGUUAGCCUAUGUUACCCUGUUUUACCCUUUUUUUCCUCUUUUCCUCUGUGUUUCUCUGUGUUACCCUGUGUUCCCCUGUCUUACUCUGUGGUACCCUGUCCUGCCCUUUGUAACCCCUUUUUUACUCUGUGUUACCAUGUGUUCUGCUCUGUUAUUCUGUGUAACCCUGUGUUUUUCCUGUGGUACUCUCUGUUACCCUUUGUUUCCCUUUGUUACCCUGUGGUAGUCUGUGUUACUCCUGUGUUACCCUUUGUUUCCCUGUGUUACCUCUGUGUUACCUCUGUGUUACCCUGUGGUCCCCUUUGUUUCCUUCUGUUAUCGUGUAUAACCCUGCGUUGCCUUGUGUUACCCUGUGUUCCCCUGCGUUACUCUGUGUUACUCUGCGUUACCCUGUGUUCCCUUCUGUCACCCUCUGUUACUCCAUGUGACCCUGUGUUACUCUGUGUUAGCCUGUGUUACCCUGUGUCACCCUGUUUUACCCCUGUGUUACCCCGUGUUACCCUGUAUUACCCCAUAUUACCUUUUGUUACCCUGUCACGCUGUGUUACCCCAUGUUACACUGUGUUACCCUGUUUUACCCCGUGUUACCCUUUGUUAUGCUGUGUUACCCCAUGUUACCCUUUGUUACCCUGUGUUACCUUGUGUUACCCUCUUUUCCCCUGUGUUCUUCUGUGUUCCUUUGUGUUACCCUAUGUUACCCCUUUGUUACCCUGUGUUACCUUGUGUUACCCCAUGUUACCCUGUGUUACGCUUGUGUUACCCUGUUUUACCCUGUGUUUUCCCGUGUUACCCCUUUGUUACCCUGUGUCACCCCGUGUUACCCUGUGUUACCCAGUGUUACUAUGUGUUACCCUGCGUUACCCCGUGUUACCCAAUUGUUACCCUGCAUUAUUCUGUGUUCCCCUGUCUUACUGUGUGUUACCCUUUGUUACCUUGUGUGUCCCUGUGUUACUACUCUGUGUUACCCUGUGUUCCCCUCUGUUACCCUGUGUUACGUGGUGUUCCCUUUUGUUACUCUGUGGUUCCCUGUGUUAUUCUGUGUUCCCCUGUGGUACACUGCGUUUGCUUGUGUUACUCUGUGUUACUCUGUGUUAUUCUGUGUUCCCCUGGGUUACCCUGUGUUACCUUGUGUUAAUUUAAUUGUCUAUGAUAGACAAUUGAAAUAUUACAGUCAAACCAUGGUGAGUGGUCACUGGGAGUACUUUGUAAAGGAUGACUGUUUACAGAGGUUUGGAUUUAAAUAUUAUUGUAAAUCAUUAUCUUUAAUUGCCGUCACUUUAUAUUCAACUUUACACUUGGCAUAAAAACGCAAAUUACUCCGAACAAAUACUGACUCAAAAAAACAAACAAAUGGAUUUGUUUCAUUUUGAAAGCUCAAUAACCUAAUUGCGUCAUAUUUGCCUGAGAUUAACAGACACCCAGUACUGUUAAUAGGGACUUCAAAAUCCGUCAACGAGGGCGGCAACAAGGACAUAAAAGAGCAAUAGGUUGGAUAGGCAAAUUUACAACUUUGCACGUGCGCCAAAGUUUUUGUAUUUCUUUGCUGUCACUGCACGACUACGACGUGAAAAUGCUUAAUUUCACGUUUUAUAGAGGACAUGAAUAAAUGGUUGCGAGGAAAUUUUCUUUCUUUUUCUGAACUUGGAUAUGGUUCUAUAUUGAAUUCCAUGAGAGUUUGCCUACAUUUAACAAAUUAAGUGAGUUGGAAUAAUCGCGAUGAACGAGAACUCAAUUUUUAGGCGACAUUUUUGCCGUCGUCGCCACCCUCGGAUCUUGGGAGAGGGAAGAAGACGGUUAAACUUGUUUGACAAGCGUGACAAUAAUUUUCGCCAAACUUCGCCUUCCUUUAAACAGUUCUUUUUAUAAAAGACCGAAAAACAUUAAGGUUAAGUGAAGAUCACGACAAAACACGCAAGUAAUAACCCUGUCACGUUUGUCACUCGUAAAUUGAUUUGUCGUCCUCUUCUUCCUGCCGUCCUGUUGAGUAAACUUACUUGUAACUGUCAUUUCUACGAUUAAUUCACAAGUCUUUGUUUUCAGUUCACCGAAGCGAUGAACUACUAAACAAGAUUGAUCUACAGUCUCCUCCAGAUGGAAUUUUGGGUUCAGGUAUGGAUAAGUGUUUUGCACUUGGUCGGUUAAUUCAGUUAAUAGAUGGAAUCCCUCUGUCCUUGCGAUGCCUUUUUCUGCCCAUAUGUCAUUGUGUUGUCUCUUUUUAGAGGCCCUCAGAUCCAGUUGUGGAAUCUUGUCUUAAGGUCUGCGAAUUUCAAGGAGCUGGGGUUUUUUUUUGUAUACAUUGAACUAUCCGUUCUCCUUUUGAGGAAUUCAUUUAGUUAGGAAAAGUCAAAUAACAUUAAGAUAGUGUUUUAAACAUAACCCAAAAAAUCGUACAAAGUUGUGAAGCAAGUCAGAUUAAUGUUUUUGUAUAAUCUAGGUGUAUGCGAUGGCAAACCCCUUUUUUUCUCCAGAAAGUAUGGUAUCAUUUCUGUAACAGUAACAGAAGCUGUUGUCAGGUAAGUAGAACUCAGUUGUGAUAUAGGUUUACUAGAACAUGCCAUGAGUAGUGUAUUGCUGUUGCAAAAUGUCUAGCUUUUUCAGAUUCUAUGACCACAGGUUACCGGGUCAUAACCCAUUUGUGCGAAAAUUUAAGUGUCUCCUUUUAAACUUCCUUGCCAUUUAAUUAAUAUUUUUCUAAACAAAAACAAUCUUUAAGGCGUUUGGCCCGCUGGAAAUUUCUUAUGGAUGCAUACAACCCGCUUUGCAAGAGGACCUUAAAGAAAUCUAGUUAUAUUGUUAUACUAUUGUUGUUAUUAUUAUUAUUAUUAUUAUUAUUAUUAUUAUUUGUUAUACUAUUAUUAUUAUUAUUAUUAUUAUUAUUAUUAUUAUUAUUAUUAUCUCUAUUAUCACAGUCUUUGCUGGUGUUCUUUUUGCGCAUCAGCCGGGCGCAAACCACGCACCUAGAGCGUCAGUCACUCAAGUCAAUCAUUCUGUUCAUACACUGAGCACCUUUCUAAGGAUUCGUGCAGAUCCCAGCAUGCAGAUCUUUUGAAUCUCUGUCAUACUAGCUCUCUCUGAUACUUUCUUGAUGUUUUCUACCAUACCCUUCUUCACUGUACCAAGCGCACCAACAACCACAGGGAUCACUACGGUUUUCAUAUGCCACAUUCUCUGUAUUUCUAGUUCUAGGUCUUUGUACUUGCAUUUUUUUUCAGUUUCCUUCAGUGCGAUGUUUCUAUCUGAUGGAACAGUCAUAUCAAUAAGUUUGCAGGUGGAAUUCACUGAAUCUUUAACGAUGAUAUCUGGUCUGUUCGCUGUUAUAGUUCUAUCAGUAUUGACUGGCAUGUCCCACAUGAUGGUGAUGUUGUUAUCUUUAUUGUGUAUCACGGUCUCUGGUUCGUGUUCGUACCAUUUGUCUGCAAUCUCUAUAUCAUGAUCUUUACAUAUGCUCCAAUGGAGAUAUGCUGCAGCAUUAUUGUGCCUGGAGAUGUACUCUGUUUUGGCUAAUACCUCACAUCCAGAUACAAUAUGGUCCACUGUCUCUUCAUGUUGCGAACACAAUCUGCAUUUGCUCUCCACUUGCUGGCCACAUAUUAUUUUCUGGUAGUUUCUGGUGUUUAUUGCCUGGUCUUGAGCUGCAACAAGUAGUCCCUCUGUUUCUCCUUUCAAAUUACUUGACAACCAUUUGUUGGUAGUGACUGUGUCUACAUGAGGUUUCUCUAGGAUCUUUGGAUACUGGCCAUGCAAUGCUUUGUUUUUCCACUUUUAUUAUUAUUAUUAUUAUUAUUAUUAUUAUUAUUAUUAUUAUUAUUAUUAUUAUUAUUAUUAUUAUUAUUAUUAUUAUUAUUAUCACUAUCAUUAGUGUUGUUGUUGGUGUUGUUCUAGGAUCUAUGGUGUAAGCCAAAACUUCUGAUACACAACCCCCAGGUGAUUACCUACCCUCUGCCCUUCAGUUGCUGUAGAAACUAAACAUCUAACAAAUACAUAGCUUUCAAUAAGUUGAAGACAGUAAAAGAGAGUCAUACAGCGUUUUCACUCACGUGGCCAACAGGUUCGCAAAUUUGCUCGAAACCCACAGGAUUGGCUUGGUAUGCCAACAUGGCCACCGCUUCAUUGUUUUGGCUGGCGUGACUUCGAGUGAAAACAUUCUAUAGAAAGUCGCAUGGGUACGUCCCUGGGUCCAUAGCUCUGCGCUCACGCAGGGACAGAUUCACUGAUGGUUAACAGAAAACUCUGCACACAGCAAUACCAUGUUUUUGUUUCAUUAGAACUUUUAGAUGGAGGGCUUAUGUUUGCAUUUUACCUUCUUAACAUUUUAUACAGUGAAGAAAUGGACAACUCAAGGUUACGCUCCUCAGAAGUGGUAAGUAGGUUCAACAAACAACAACAACCAAACGUUAUUUAUCCACGGAGUCCGCUACAGUGUUCUCCCAGGUAGCCGUGCGCCAUAGUCGUUAACAAUUUUUAGAUAAUUAGAUACACUUAUUAUAAUAGGUAUAAAAAAUCCAACAUACCAUUACUAUCAUACAUUUAACUAUUAAUUAGUGAAUUAAUUAAAGCGUGAACACGAUUGAAGCUAGCGGCCUGCUCGGCUUCAAAAGAUAGACCGUUCCAUAAAACUGCACCCCUGUAUUGAAAGCUCUAUAUUUAGGACUUCAUUGUUUGGUCUAGGAAGAAAAAUAUUUAUAGUUGCGAGCUCCGUAGAUUAUGUUCAUGAACUGCAUCUAUGUUUUUAUGAAACUUAUUGUUUUUUGAGAUUUUCGGAUUUCCAAACUGCAAGCUAACGCCAUAAAAUCAAAGUGUGAUAUGCCUGUAAAUGUUAUAGUGACUUGGCUUUUUUAUAAGUAGAGUAACAGAGUAGAAACAAAUAAAUGAACCAACGUGCAACUCUGUGUUUAUCAUUACAUUGCGAGAAAAUAUUUGCUUUAAUUCCUGAAAACUAUUGAAAUGCCUUAUAUUUUUAACUUGUAAUAUAUCUGUUACAGGUCAAAUUAAUAUUCGGGUUAGAAUAUUUUAACCAAGGUUGAUUCUCCAUUUCCUUUGUUUCCUAGCCCUGAUUCAUUAAUAAGUAGGGCAAGUAUACAAAGGAAAUAGAGAAUCAACCUAGGUUAACCUGAAUUUAAUUUUGAGCUGUAACAUACCCUUAGCUAUUUUAAAGGUUAGAAAAUGUAAAGUAUUCUUUUCCCUUCCUUCGUGAAAUUAGCGGCCUUAAUAUUCUACAAAUAUGUUGAUAUGUAUAAAGUUUUAGAUAAAGAUAGCCUUCAUCUUGAUAUUUUGUAGAUUAAACCAGUUGAUGGGUCACUUGCUGAAAUAACGUUCGGAGAUACAGAUAAUGAGCUAAAGAAGUUCAAAUCAGCUUUUUUGCUUUUUUGUCAAGGAAAUACUGUAAGUAUAAUUCCAAUGAUACUCACGCACAACAAAUGGCUAUUGUUUUUUUAGGAAGAGAAAGCCUACAGUCAACAGAAUCCACUCUUUUUAAUUAGCUUUUUCGAUUAUCAUCCUUUUUAAAUUGUUAAGUGCUGAUUAUCAGUAAAUAAAGUCAGCUUUAUCACAUUUGAAGAUGUUUUUUUGUGACUCUCUUGCUCGAUAUGUUUUCAUUGACCUGGUUAUAACUGAAUACUUAAUGUAAUUUACAGGAAGAUGCUCAGAGUGUGUGUGACACGUUGUUUGAUGGAUCGUCUGCUGAUGAGUUGGAUAAUGCAGUGCUUACACUCAGUCAGCAGUUGAUUGAUGACUUCCCAGUCUCAGAUCCUCGUUGGGCAGAGUCCGUUCCUGCUGGUGAGUUCACGACUCUUACUUAACUAAUGGGAAAUUGUCAAGGUGUGGUUGCACAAUACGGAGUUUCAAGUCUGGUUAAACCCAUCUAAUAGUCCAGAUCGUGUCGAUUACCAUGUAGUUUUGUGACGAUUGAGACGAUUAUAUGGAUACCUGUUCAGGCAAUCGAGACGAUUGUAUGGAAACAGCUCUGACGCAGUGUGUGUGAAUCUAGACGAUUAGAGCAAUGGCAGUCGCCUGGAUGGAACUGAAGUCUAAAAAUGAACAGAGCAAUUUCUGUAUAAUCAUGUACCUCAAUCGUGCCAAAACCACAAAGCGAUCAAGAGUAUCCUGAAGAUUCUAUGGAAAGUCGCAGGCGUGCAGUGAAAAGAAAUAUACAAACAAUUGUGAUGCUCUCUUAGCGUUGUUGUUUCGUCGUUGUAUUUCCUUGUCAUAAGGGAGGCUCCCUAAUUAUUACACUCCACAUUGUGUGGUUCCAGAAAUAUUCUUUUGUCAAGGAGAAGGUCAUUUGGAAUCUAUGAGGGAAGAGGGGUCUGGGGCAGUAAUUUCCUUAGGCAGGAGGCUCACACUGAGGUUUUUGUGACUGUGUUGGCAGAGGAUGCACUGUAAAUAUUUUUUCUUUUCGUAAAGUCAAAACAGAAAAAAAAGAAUUAUUACAGCCUUUCUCCGUUUAUCUAAACUUAAGCACUGUAUUUUAUAAUAGCAAUUAUUAAAAACUGAAUCAUUGGAUAGUGCAAUAUUUACUCGAGAGCUCUGAUUGGCUUAGCCAGCACGGUAUAUGAGCCAUUAGUAACAUCCAACUGGUGGUAUAUUUUCAAUGCUGCGUUCUGAUUGGUGGCAAAAAUGAUUUAAGUCUAGCUUUAACUAGCUAAAGUUGUUUUGUCUCGAUAUUUUUUACUAACUAGUUGGAUUUACUAAAACGAUUAUUCCUCUCGCCCCCAUGGGCUAUUGAUUCAGAGCCCAUUCGGGCUCGAGGAAUAAUUGUUAAUUAUACCGUGCUCUCCAAGUAUGGUAACUGUACGCGUCUGCUCUGAAAUGACUCCUGGGUUCAAACCCAGUUGUACGCGUCUGCUCUAGCUGAAAAUCGGUUGUUUUUACAAAUAAAGUCGGGAAGAACUCUCGAAAUUUUGAGGGCGUUUUUUUUUCACUCGCGCUUGUUGGAUAUAAUAUGAUUAUAGCCAACUCGGCGCUAGGCGCCUCGUCGGCUAACUACCAUUAGGGACCUUACGAUCCGACAACGGCGGCGUCCAUGAAAACGUCGUUGAAAAAUAGACUUCGCAUUUUGUCACUUUUUUUCGAGAUUAUUCCAAGGGGCCCAGUUACUUAAAAGAGGGGAAUUUAGUUUGAAGCUGAAGGGAAGGGACCACGGUUCCGACAGAGUUCUGACAGAGAUGGUAGAAUUUAUCGCCUUGCCGUUCCCGUUCCCAAGUAAACUUAAAAUUUGGUCAUUUCACGUCUAGUUGUCCAGGGACUGCAAAGAAAUGUACAAAAAAGCGUGAUGCACGUGCAGAGUUGUUGUUUUGCUCAUUAAACCUAUUGCUUUUUCUUACGUCGCCGUAGUAGUUUCGUAACGUCCCCGUUUCAUAUCCAACGCGCACUCGUGGAAUAAUUGCUAAACAGACCUUUUUACUGAUACGGCGGCCAUAUUGAAUUAAUUCCCAGGGGGGCAUGAGCACAUUUCGUUUGUAUUUUCGUGCGCUUUUCGGGACAUUUUUUCUUAGAAUAAGAUUGUAAUGGGAAAAAAGAUCCUUGUGCCGUGUUUGGAUGUGAUAAUGAUCGCCUUUUUCCCGAGAAGUAUACCAUGAAAGACCAUAUUUCUAAUACUAAACUAGAAAAAGGCGAUCAUUAUUACAUCCAAACACGGCACAAGGAUCUUUUUUCCCCUUACAAUCUUAUUCUAAGUAAACUUUACGAAAAAAUGUCCCGAAAAGCGCUCGAAAAUACAAACGAAAUGUGCUCAUGCCUUCUGGGCAUCCUAUAAUACUCCUUAAAUCGAAUUAAUUCAGUAUGGCCACCGUAUCGGUAAAAAGGUCUAUGUCUAUUAACAAAAAAUUUUUUUUGCUCUGUCUCCUUUUGAAGCUGCCGGUACUUUUUGUUUUAUCAGUUAUCUCUACACUACAUCCUUUGUCAUUCAAUUUUCUUUGCUGACCUUUGUUAAUCGUGAAACUUACAAUCUUUAAUUAUUUCUCAACAGUACUCUUUACUUACAAAUAUGUGCUCUAAAUGUCACAACAGGUGGUAUGUCUGCUUCAACUUCGCUCAUAAUCCUGCACCAGUUGGAAGACAAGUUAAAAGCUCACUCAUUCAUGCUUGAUUUUCUGAAGGGCGUUGGCUUGUGGGAUAAGGUCAGAAAUAAUCUUGAAAUCAUUACAUUACCAUAGUGAUAAUAAUAAUAAUAAUAAUAAUAAUAAUAGUAAUAAUAAUAAAUAUAAUAUAAUAACAGCUAAUAAGAUGUAUAUAAUAUGUAAUACAUAAAUAAAAUGGGAAAUGUUAAGCAACCAAGCGGUUAGCUGCGAACGGGAUACAAAGGCCAAGUCAAGUCAACUCAGCUUUACUUCACUUUUCAAUGGAAGAUACAGAAGUUAAUGACAAUAAUGAGUAUUUACCUUUCAUUAAAUUUCUUUUGUUUUGUCUUUAUGAAUUAUUAAUGUUUUUUGAAAUAACUUUCAAAUACUUCAGGCAGCUUAAGAUCUGUAGGGAGAUUAAUUGGUAUUAGUCUCAAAGCUUUAUUUUUAAGGAUAUUUUAUUUAUUAAUACAUAAUUUAAGGUCUAAGACGUGUGGGAUAUGUGUUUGCCCAGACACGUGCUCCAUCUACUGUAAAUAGGGGUAGACUAGAGAAUAGUAAACUUGCUUGAGAGUACUUGAAUCUAGAUAGUGCCUUAUAUUUGAAAGAAUACCUACACUUCAGGGCUCGAAGUUAACUUUUUAGUGCACUUGCAAAGUUUUGCUAGUAAGUUUUUUUUUCACCAGCAAACUGGUGAGACCAAUAGCAAAUUCUUUCCCUUUGUUUGGAAGACAUGGAUGAUUCUAACUCGCAAACGUUUGCUAGUGGUUAUUUUUCUCACUCCCAGAUCAUCAAAAUCACUCGCAUUUUGCGAGUUUGCGAGCGUUAAUUUCGAGCCCUGCACUUGUUUGAAAUUUUAUGUGAAACAUAGGUUAUAUGGGCAUUCCAUGCUAAGUGUUGGUCUAUAUAAACUCCUAAAUAUUUCAAAAAGCUAGUUUGAGCCAACUCGACAUUUCCUAAUUGUACACGAAUAUUUUUUCAACGCUUACGCAAGGAGCAAAUUAACUUGAUUUGUUGGGUUAAGUGAUAAUUUAUUUGCCUUUAGCCAAUCGUAGAGCAAGAGACAUCCUGUAUGAACGUUAUGUUCUAAAGUGACAAGAAUCAGCAUUAUUAUCAGCAAACAAUCGUUUUGAUAAAAAUUCACUCUAGUUACAUUGGUCUUCUAGUUUGUGAACUCGGCUAGACAGGUCGUUUAAUUUCUUCUUCAGCUGCUUGUUUUCAGACUUUACGUAGUCAUUUAACUCUUGAAGUGUCGCUAUUGACAGUGCGAAGUCGUCAAAAUUUUUGGAAUUAAAAUUCAAGCUUGUUUUAGUUUCCUUUAAUUCAACUACAGUGAUCUUCUUAUAUGUAAAAAAUAGUUCAUUAAGUUGGCUGUAGAAGACUUUAAAGCGGGUGUCCCGAAGAGAUUCAAUAUAGGACGCAUACGUGUCAGCCGACGACUUGCUCGCUUUUUGGUUUAUGUUUGGCAUACUUCAAUUCAAAAAACUUAUGAUGUUGUCUUGUCCACUUAGUUCGUUUUGCAUCGAAGGUCUCAAGUUUCCAGCUCUUAACGCCACAACUACACUUCGCUCAAUCCACUGCCCUGUCAAGUUGAAACUCAACAAUAAGAUAUAUGUGAGCGAAAGCCUUUUUAGCUUUCUGGUAUCAGUGAAGCAGCAAAAAAGUCAUAAUUUGACAUGAGAGAUAAUGAAAGAUAAUUAUGAGGUCUAUCAAAUCUGAAUAAACAGUCAAUCUGCAGGCUCUUAAGAGUGCAAAGUAACGACUAACAGAAAUAACAUUAAUUAAGCUUAUAAGGUCUAUCAGCUUAUAUUACGUUAUUGUUCUGCUCCUUGUUAUUUGUAUUAAAUGAUUGUAAAACUAUAUAUAGAAAGCGAUAUUUUCAUUGCAGCUUGGUGUGGUAAAUUCUAUAGACAAGUCAUCCUUAACCUGCUAUCUGAUAUGUGAACAUGCAGAAAAACUCAGUGCAGCUAUAGCCUUGUGCAAGCUCAAUAAAAUGUGAGUAUUUUGUUCAAUUUUUCACUGGUUAGGUUCCCUUCGUAACGGUUUAGCCUUGUCGUAUCGUAUGUACAUUAAUUUGUUUCAUCCGCUGCUCACAUAUUUGGUUAUGUUUGUUUACCAUUUACAGAAAGUUUUCGGAAAAUGUGGUUGAAAAUUUUAUGGAACAUGUCCUUUUGGGUCAAUGAUCCAAACGGAAAUUCGUGUUCCAUUUCUUGAAAGCCGUCUUUAAUACCGGUUUCAGGCCUUCGCGGCCGAUUUUUGGCAAAUGGCGAACACGAUUCCGGGAAGAAAUUUACCAGCCCUGAAUUCUGCUUACCAUUUGCUUAAAACUUGAACCAGCCGGAUUACCCAUGUAAAUGUUCAGCUACCAUUGUCAACGAUUUCUUUUUGUUUAGGUAUCAGACUGUGGUUGAUGAAAGUAUCGCAGUUGUUAUUAAGAGGCGGCAAGUAAAGUCUCAAGUCAGAGGACUCACUGAGCAUGAUCUGUUCUUUAGGGAGGUAAAUAAAUCUGAGUAACAAAACUUGCUUGACACUGAAAGCUGAGGAUUUUAAUUCCAUGCCCUUCGUUAUCGGUCAACUGGUAUUCAAAAAUUGGCCCUUUGAAGACCACUUUGGUCGUUUUCGUUCUUCAGUUUAAGCUAAUCAAGUUGGUAAGCAGCAACGUCAGUAUAGAUCUCUCUAGUGAUACCUUUUUUGGAUAUUCUGACCAAUCCUGACAGGGUUACACGCAAAGACCAAGUAACAUUUUGGAGAAAAAUCCACUGCCAAUUUCGCUAUUUACCUACUCCACUGUGUAGAUGAAAUUUGUACCUUUCCUAAAAAGUUAGCCAGCCAAAAUUCCCUGCAAAAGUAGGACGAAGAAGUGGACAACAAAACUGCAUAUGAAAACUGAGAAAGGGAAAGGGACGAAAGAAUGGGAGAAAGAAAGAUUGAAAUAAAUUCGUAAAACAGGUCCAAAGUUUGGCUUAUGCUCAUGCGUGAAAACAAAACAGCUGCUUAAUUACAUCGAUUAGUCGGGAAAAAUGCCCUUAUUGUUGUAAAACUCAUUUUUAGCCAUUUCCAUGCUAAUUAGACGAAAACCAGAACAAAAAAGAGGAAUUUGUGAAAACGCGGUUUUUUCGCUACUUAACCUGCGUAGUAGGCGCUUGGAAGUAUUAAAUCUCUAUUCGCUGGCCGCCACCAAAGAGUUCGCCGCACGGACCAUGGAAAACCAUGAAAAACCUAAAAGUCAUGAAAUUUACAAAUUUCAUUUGCCAGUCCUGGGUAGCCUGUGUCGCAGACGUAAUUUGAACCCUGUUAGUGACGUCUGAGAAGCAGCGCCGAUGCAGUUGUCCCUUUCGUAAACGGUCGCUGCCGUUUUUACGACACUUAGAAAAUUUGGGACCUGAUAUUGAGAGUGUUUCCAUGAAAAAGAAACAAAAUCGCAACCCAGGGUCAAACCAGGGCCUUGAACCCUAACCGCCAAAAUUCCGAAAAAUUUAAGUAAAUACACUAACAAACUGUCUUUCUUAACUCUUUCGUAAAUUUUAACGAAGAUUCAACUUGGACUUCAACGUCGUUCUUUGUAACACUAUUCGAAAACGUAUUUUUUGCCUUUUUGUAACUUAAUCCUGGGAAUAUAUUACAUCUAUCAUGACUAAAGGCUUGGUUACUAAUGGUGGCAUCGACCAUUAAUGAUUGCAAAGACCGUUUACGAAAGGGAAAUAGGCAGCGCCAAUAUCCUUGGUCUGGGCUCCCAACGGACUCAACGAAUUACCGGAAUUGCGUUUCGAAUUUCAUUUCAACCUGAUUGGCAAAUCAACAAUGGCUUUUUUAACUGACCAAUCAUGGCGCUUAUUCAAAUCCUGGUACACAGGUUGGUGCCUAGAAUAAGGAUUUCGGCGCUGUUUCGUAGAUGGACUUAACCAUUAAUAGUCCCAUUAACCAGAGUUUAGUUUCGUCUGUGGCGCAGGAUAGGCCUGCAAAGUCUUGAAAUUUAAUUGUCGGUCCUGGAAAUUCGUGGAAAAUUAGAGUUUGUUAGAUCAGUUUCUGCAGAUGUCAAAGCUAGGACAACGUAAGAUAGUGACGAGUAAUGAAACUGUGCGAACGGCACGCAUUUUGCUGGACACCAAGGUCUGUUGAAUUGACUUAGGUAAAAAGAAUACCCUAAAACAAGGCAAGUUUUGAAAAUUUUCGAAAGUGGCAGCUAAACUUAACUUUAAGGUCAUAGAAAACUUGAAAAGUUCAUUGAAAAAGUCUGGAAAGUCAAGGAAUUUGAUGAGCUUAAAACAGCACAAACUCCGUAACAGACUUUCAUUUAAAAAUCUUGUAACAAAAGUGAAUUUCCUCCCGUAGGUUUCUAGAAUAUCUGAUUUCUUCGAAUGUCUGUUGAAUUAUGAAGAAAUGUUUGAAAAGCGGGCGUCGCCUUCUCUUUUCCUGGAAACAAUUUUAGCAGUUAAUACGAUUAUGCAGGUAAGCUUAAAAAUACUUACUGAUGCCGGUGACCAAAAACUUAAGUGAAAGGUCAGAAGAAAAAAAAACAGGUCAAAUAAUUAUUGUUACAGCUACGAAAACGUGAGUAGCCUGGCCACAGUUGUUCAAUCAUUGGAUAGCGCUAUCCACCGGAUAAAUCACUAUCCAGCAGAUAAGUGUUAAGGAAACUAAUAGGCCCUUUUCAGGAAACGGUUACCUGGUGCAUAAAACACCUUGCUGGAUGGCAAGCGACGUAGAGGGGCUAGAAAAACAGAGAUUACAUCAUUCAAAAAGCUAAUAUCCUUUCCUUUCAAGGUUUUACUGCGUCGUUUGCCGUCCAGUAAGGAGUUUUUUUGUACCAUGUGACCGUAUCGUGCAAAGUGCCCAAUAAGCUAUCCAGUGGAUUGAGAUUUAUCCAGUGAGUAGUGUUAUCAACCUUUUAACAAUUGAGGCCUGGUUUCCAUACAAUUGCUGCUACCGGCAAUGCAACGGGUUGGAUCGCUGAAAAUAAACUCAGUACUGGUCUCUACGAGGGACCUCCCCUUUCUCGUAAAUCAUAUGAAAACCAGUUUUUACGUGUAUCCACCUAGGAAAUGCUGCAAGAAGCCUGGCACUACCGACAGACAAAUUCCACAUUGUAUCAGCCAACCAACCAAUCAGAAGAAUUGAAAAUCGAGGUGCUACCAUGGACUGGUAAGGUUAUAGCUGUUUAUUUGGGUGGAGACUAAGGUAUUGAUCUUGUCUUCGUAAGUUAUUGAAUUCUGACUGUACUUCAUCUAUAGCCACAGCAGGACCAAGUGGAAUGAGAUCAUUGCUCUUGAAACAGGUGAGCUACCGCUUCAGGUUGUCUGGGUUAGAAAUGGCGCUGCACUUUUGUUUAUUGAUUUUAGUUUUACUAGGGUAUAUUUUAUGUGUGUGUGUUAUAUUAUAAAUUCUAGUCUUUUUCGCUCACUGAUUGGAUGCUUCUCUGGAUCUCGUGGUUUCCUUGUGUCCUUGUGCUUUUGGUCGUCGUGGUUCUUCUGGUUGAUCCGGUGUUCUGGUUCUUGUGGUUCUCUGCAUGGUUAUUCUGGUCCUUGAGUACCUGUAACUCUUUCUGCUGUCAGCUGUGGCUGUUACACCGGGGAUGAGCCUUGUACUGAUCACACACUAUAGAUGUUGACAGACGUGCUCUUCCUUCAGUUCUAUUUUUGACUUGUGACCAUCAACUGAUAAUAAAGCAAAGAGUUAAAUUCUGUUGUUCCUGCUUUCGAGAGACAUUCUUACUUUCAGAGGGUUCUCAUUCUGGGAUUUAAUAGCAGAACUCAAUGUUAAUGUUACUUUUGGGACUUAACGGUAUACUCUUACAUAUCAACUAUGUUUUUUUCCCUCUACCCGUACCCUGGCUGAUUGUAGCUGCUGCACAUGUUUAAAACGCAUUGCUAAUUGAAUUUUUUAUUCGCAAUUUUAGCUGGCAUUUACGACUGAGAGAGGAGUUUCAGAGGCUGAUCAGCGGGUUUGUCUUGUUAAGUCUCAGUGUACAUCUUGAUAACUUCACGUCGUGUUUCCCGAAUAGGCCAUUUCCACGAUGACGUCUUUUUACCACUAAGACUAGAAUUCAUUUCGUUUUUUCUUUCAUAUUUAAAUUUGGUAAUCCCAGUGAGUUGCACAAGAAAGCAAACCCUGAAGGAUUCUGGUAGUUGUAGUAAAAUGACGCCAUUGUGUAAAUGCCUUAUUAAAGCAGUGUUUCGCCGACUUGGAGCUUCUUAGCUUUUUCCAGGCCUUCAGGUUAUGGCGAUGGCGCAAAGAGAUGUCAGCAGGAAAAACAGCUAGGGGUUGGGGUUGGGAGUCUCCCUCUGUUCCUCCCCAUUUUUUCCCCUGCUCUCUGUCUUCGCGCCACUCUGCACUAUCUGAACGCCUUAAAGAUGCUAAGAGUUUCUAUGCCACAUACUUGGCAUAGUCGUGUUGAGCUAAUAUUCAGUUGUAAUUCAGUAGACUUUCUACAUACUGGUCACCGUCCGGAAACCACGUGGGUAGGUGGCCAGGAUAAUAUUUUGUGGCCUUGUGGUAUAAAUGGGUUUACAGAAAGGCCGCACUCAAGUCAGAGCGACUUUUUUUCAGUUCGUAUACUUAAUCAAACUUUUUGAGAGCCAUCGUAAUUUCUCAGUCCUUCAGGUGUCCAAACCAUUGCACGUCAAUGUAAUGAUCCCAUUAAUGAGUUUGACAGGUUUGACUUGCAACCACUGGGCACAAACAGACGGAAGGAUCUUGAGUUCAGUGCCAGUCAACCCACAAAGACUUUGACAGCAACAGUGGCAUUAUUUACUCACAUCGUUUGUAUUUUGUUCUAGAACUUGUCGCUUCUUGUUCAACAUAUGGUUGAUUUAGCAGAUGUUUUGUUAGAUGGUUAUGUAAACCAGCUCCAAUCAUUGAGGUGGGUAUCUUAUCGUUUGUAGAGGCUCCGUGGUCAGGACUGUUACUUUCAUUUGAUUGUUUGUUGUGAAUGUGUAUUGAACCUAUAAGUAAGCGGAAUAUGAUCGUCCGGGUGAGAGUAGUCCUAAAUAGGACUGUUGUUGACAGUGACUUAUGUUUCGACAACCUGUGUGAUAGUCAUCUUCAGAGUCAAAGUGAGUUGUAUCACGUGAGUUGAUGGUACUGAACUCUGGUUAUUGACCUGAUUGAUUGAUUAAGUCGCGAUGUUAUUAGUCGUUUGCCAGUUGAGCUGUGCAAAAUGUGACUGGUACGUUUUGAUCCAUCUUUUGGUAUAAAAAUAAUACUCAUAUUAUACAUGUAUUCGCAUUAUGCAUCUAGGCAUAUAGAAAUAACAGUCGUAUUAUUUCCGCCGUUCGCAUCAUCUUCAUGUUUCACUCCUUUCACUGGUUAAGAUAAACUCAACAAUUUGGCCUGCUCGCAAUGUGUUGGUCUUCAUAGCUCAAAUGGUAGAGCACUGCAGCGCUAACGCAGUGGCCAUGAGUUCGAAUCCCGUUGAAGUCGCGAAAUUUUUUUCGGGUUUAUUUGCAUCGCUUAAUUUGCAAUUACCACUCCGACGAUCAUAUCUUUUUUUAAGAAUUUGUAUUUCCGCAGUUCACAUCAUCUUCAAGUCGUAUUAUUGUUAGUCAAAUUAUCGGUUUGUCAAGUCACUAUUGUCGGUAAUUGCUGGCUUCUGUUCAGGUCAAUAGCGAGUUUACGCAACAGGACGGCAGGAAGAAGAGGACGGCCAAUUGCUUGUGCGCGACGAACGUGACAGGUUUAUUACCUACGUGUUUUCUCGCGAUCUUCACUAACAUCGAUGUUUUCUGGUCUUUUACGAAAAGACCUGUUUAAAGGAAAGUGAAGUUUGGCGAAGUUAUUUCAAACAAAAUUAUUGUCAUGCUUGUCACACGAGGUUUGCCCUCUUCUUUCCUCUCCCGUCCUGUUGCGUAAGUUCACUAUCCAGAGUUUGAUACCAUCACCUGACGUGAUGCAACUCAUUUUGACUCUGAAGACGACUACCGCACAGGUUAGGUCUGUCAGUGUGAACAACAGACGGAUUCAGGACUACACCCACCCCGACGAUCAUAUUCCUCAUACUUUAGCCUGGGACCAGGCUCCGCAUGGGUUGAUGAAGGAGAAAAACAUCGGCAUGCGCAAAAAAAAAAAUCGGCGAGCGAAGCGAUCCGAGCGGUAGUCUGGGGGGGGGGGGGUGGGGGGGAAGGUGGAGGGGCCCUGCGCGCCCCCUUCCCCCCCCCAGACCCCCCCCCGUCCCCCUUCCCUCCCCGGAUUUUUUCCCCCUUCCCCCCCUUUUUUUUUUUUCCCCCUUCCUGGGGCCCUGGGCCCAGGGUCUUGUUCCUUCGUCUUUUUUGUUCAACAUAUGGUUGAUUUAGCAGAUGUUUUGUUAGAUGGUUAUGUAAACCAGCUCCAAUCAUUGAGGUGGGUAUCUUAUCGUUUGUAGAGGCUCCGUGGUCAGGACUGUUACUUUCAUUUGAUUGUUUGAAAGGUGACGGAGCCUGCGCUGCCCCUUUCCCCUCCCCAGACCACCGCUCGUCUCUCUUCGCUCUCCGAUAUUAUUCCCAUUUCACCCCGUUUUUGUCUUUUCCCCCUACUGCGGAGCCUGGUCCCAGGCUAUGAUACUUCUGACUGUUUACUUUAAAUAUAUGACAUUGUGUUACCGCAGGAACUGUCCUGGUAAAGAAAACCGUUAUGAUGAAGUGAGGCAGAAGUAUGAACAGGACAGACGCACUGUUAUUCUACCACUAGGUACUGUGCAUCUAAGCAUAAUAAUAUAACAAAUAACAACAAAGUCGCCGGACCUGUUUUACCUUCAGCUAGCAAAACGGAUAUGCUGCUGAGCCUCUAUGUACAAUAUGACUUAAGUCAUUUCCUCUUGGAAAAAACCGUUUUUGGUUGGUUUGGUGAAUCAACUUUUUUCAACCAGCUUGUAAUUUAGUUGAAAUGGUUGAAAAGGAUGGGUAGCGUCCGCUGAUCGAUUUAGAGGUAUCGAUGAAAAACCUGUCAACACUCAAUAAUGGCGAUCUUUAUGCACCUUUCAAAGCACUUUAUUCAAAAAGAACCAAAACAAAACUUGAAAAGGAUCGAUGUUUUAAAACUUUAAGUAAAACCACUACAGCAUAGAUUUAAAUAUGGUUUAUAAUUCGAAGGCAAGGUAGCAUUUUAUUACCCAUUCCAGGGUCCUUGGAGGUGUUUGGUUUUUGACUGCAAUAAUAGUCACUAUGAAAGUUGAAUGAUUGACAAUUCUCCAGUCAGGUCAUGCAAGAGACUGCGAAGAGAGACGACUGUAUUCGCAGGCUAUUCAUACAAAGUCUACUUAAGAGAAAACCUGUUUCUACGACUCCUCUUCCUUAUCCUGUAUCCCUGACACCGCUAACAGCCGUAAGAACCAUUUUUUUUAUACAGGUCAUCCACUAAAUCGUGAAUAUCAUCCUCAUAAUAGCCUGUAAUGCAAAUGCCAGGUCUUCUCCGUUCCCAAAAAUGAUUCUGCUACAUAUACCUGUUCAUCGGAAUCGGCUGAUAGCACUUACCGAGACCUUGAUUGAGUGUUCUAUUUUUCCUUGUUUGGAAGAAAAUAACGACAACGACGCCGUCGCAAGGAAAACAGCUUAACAUUGUUCUUGUGAAUCACGCUUUGCGCGCGCAACCUACAGUAACUGACUAAAUGAUUUGCGCUAAUUUCCAGAAUUAAUUGUAAGUUCUUGGCCUAUGAGAAGACAGAUAUUGCAAUGUAUAAUAAUACAAGUUGUGGUCUUCUCCUCAGUCCAUCUAGAGCAGCGGACUCAUGCGACUUCCCUGGCUGAGAAGUACCAUGACUUUGGAGUUUUGAUUGAACUCUGUGAAUCAGCUGGUGACCAAGACACCUUACAGCGAUAUAUGACUCAGUUUACUCAGCAGGUAAAACCAUUAUUGUAUAACUAAUUGGAACCAUGAGCUGCUAGUUUGAAAAUUUAACGUCAUUUCUAUGGUCUGUAAAAGAAUUGUUGGCUUUUUUUUUUUACAGUAACCUUGAAGGUUGCUAAUGUCCAUUUGCCGGGAGAGACAAAGAGACCAUAGUUCUCGACCAAUCACUGCGCACGUCAAUCCCUAACACUUUUACAUUGUUGACUUUUAUUUGUCAUCCAUCAGACCGUAGUUAAUAAAGUGGAGUCGUUAUGAAACCCGUUCGACUCUUGUGUUACAUGUUUUUAUUAGCUUUUUUAGACUUGACCGUUCUCAACGUUAAAAAGCAUUCCUAUCUUUUUUAACUUACUGACCAAUAGAAACAUAACGUUAUCUUAUUCAGUCACAAUUUGUGAACAAAAAACAAAGGAGAGCUUCUAACAUAAACUGCAGCACCGUUGUUUUAAUCUUUGAUCUUUGCCGGCUUUCAUAACCAGUCUCCUUUACUAACUAUGAUCAGGCUAGCAUCUAUUUGUUUAGUUAUUUGUUGUGUAUUUGUUAGGCCGCAUUUGAAUAAUGAUUUAUUAAGUAGACAGAAAGUAAAGUAACGUUUUUAAAGAUUUGAACGGUAAUCUUUUUGAUCCCUUCAUAAUUUGGUUCGUUUAAACAGCCAUUGGACUUACGAAAUAUGGUAGUUUAUUUUGUUGUCCAUGUUUGUUGUUUGUUUGUUGUCAUGUACGUAGCAGAUAAUUAAAAAUAUUAUUACUUUUUGCUUCAGGGUUUUUCAGACUACCUAUUUAAGUGGUACAUGGACAAAGGUAUCUAACAAUCAGAUGGAAAAUAUACGAUAACUAGUCUGUUGUGAUUAAUUUUACCUUGGAAAUAGAAAUUCUUUUUGAUUCCUAGACGUUUUUUCUCUCCUAUCUCUUAAAGGUAGGUAGUUCACCUUUUAUUUAAGAAGUAGAACUUUUUUUCUCAUUCCAUCUUUUGGAAACGUUUCAGUAACUGUAGUAUGGGUACCACAUAAUCUUGGUUGUUAAAUAUUUUCCUGUUACACCCCGCCUAGGCUCCAUUACCAGCUGCUGGUCGGGAAAUGAGCCGCGCUUUUCCCCGAAGAAGGCUCUUCUCAGAGAGAAAAACGACUGGACUCGAGAGAGCGGGGAAAAUUAACCUUACACCGCCCCACCCUACCCCUCCAACCUCCCCCGACCUACGACACCAAAGUUUCUUUAAAAACUAAUCCCUUCAGCAUUUCCUCCCCCCCCCACCCCCUUACAAAUGGUUAGACUUAGUAUUUUUCUUCCUUAAUUAUUCAUAUGUGUAGCAUAACAUUACCCUGGCAGCAGCGGGUUAAAUCACGUGAGUAUAACACUAGUAAUGUAUUUGAUGUUUAGGAGAACGGCAAAAGCUGAUGAGCAUCCCUGAACCACAACACCAGGAUUUAGCGCGUUUUCUGUCUUCUCAUCAUCACCUCAGUUGGCUGCAUGAAAUUAAUAUCAAGUCUUUCUAUCAGGUAAUAUUAGAACAGUAAGCCGCCAUUAUAUACGUCAUGGAAAUUUGAUCGCACAAUACAUUCACUGCUUUUCCUUUUUCUCCACAGGCACAUGAAACACUAAAAAAUCUAGCUGUUGAGGAAGCUUCCUACUUAGGAAAGAAAAAGGUUAUACAUAAUUGCUUCAAACGCUAUAAAGUAUUUAUUAUCAUCAUUGCUAUCACUAGUAUUAUUAUUGUUGUUGUUCUUGUCGUAUUAAUAUUUUCUAUUUUUUUAAAUACAGUACAACAGACUAUAUGAUUAAUACUUACCUUGUUUUUAUUUUUGGUUUUUGGACAGACACUUUUGAGUCUCAGCAAGUUGGCUCUUUUAGCGUCAGAACAAACUGACGAAUCCAAGCUGGAAGGCAAGUGGUACUUAGUAAACGAGACUGUUGAACCGUUUUCGAUUUGUGGAACCAACGCCCGCUCGUGGGUUCUAUCAUGAAUAAGAUUGUAGUCAGAGGAAUUAAAAUUUGGUCCAUAAACCAGAAUGGCCCCUAGACAUAAAAACAACUGAAACGGUAUACUGUAUAUGUUCUUCCUAUCUCUGACUUAAGUACUAGUGAUUGUGUAAAACGACGUGAGCAAGAAUGAAACUGUGCUUUCCCCUUAAACACUCAACAGCAUAAAGAAAACUAUAAUUCUGGUGUGUUAUAUACCGUAAAAUCUCCGAAAAUAUAAAGCCCCUCCAAAUAUAAGCCCCCUAAACCGCUAACGCAAAAAACCCUCCGUUAAAUCGCCCCUCCAAAUAUAAGGCCCCCGGGGGCUUGUAAGUGGAAAAUUGCCCUCAAAUACAAAGUAAAACAAAGCAAGAACGGUAAAUUUCCUUCCAACUACAUAAGGCUAGCCCAAUCGAUUUUAAAACGAAAAUAAGCCCCUCCGAAUAUAAGCCCCUCUAAAAGGGCCUCUGAAGAAUAUAAACUUCAGGGCUCGUUUUCGGAAUUUUACGGUACCCUUUCCCUUCUUUAGUAAGUUGACUCAAGCAGCAGUGAAACUUCAGUUCGUGUAGUGUGGUAAUAAAACUUUUCUUAUUUAGAGAUCAUAACAGAGCAGGACAUCAUACUACAUCAGGAAACACUUCCAUCUGCAGUUUUACAGGUGAAACAAAGUGGUUAUAAUUAUAAGUUCACUCUAAAAGGGGCUCAUUAGAGCUGAGAUUUUCCAGUUUAUCCGUUUUAGUUUCAAAAACAUGGAUGUUGCUAUGGUGGGCGCACUCCUUUCCAACGAAUAAUGUUCUUACAGAGGCAUUCUUGACGAGGCCAAGUAUAUACUGGAAGGGAUCUGCAGCAUACAGGACAAUGCUGUGUAAAAAAUAUUUUUGUUGUUUAAAACGACAAAGAUAUCAUACAGUAACCGCAAAAGUAACAAGCUAUUUGAGAGAAGGAAAAAUCCCUCUCAUUGUAUUGAAACCAUAGAGAAAUAAAACGUGUUACAAAAACUCAUAAAGAAAAACCAAAUUGAAGAAAUAAACAUUAAAAUGUUUAAUGAGUGUGCUAAAGACAGGGCUAAACUAUAUGUCCAGUUUUUUAGACCAAAAUAACCCCAAAUCUAAAUAUUAGUGCAAGAAUGAGUUGAUCGAUAUCAGAGAUUUUGAAGCCUUGAGUUUUUAAAUCUGAUAAUACACUCCUGCUCGUCUAUUAAACAGUACUUAACAUGUAUAGCAGGGACCUUGGACGGAUACCAUAGCCUCCUUCAUUGAUGUUCAAUUAAUAUGCAAUAAUUCACCUUGCUGUAAUGAGCUAAAAGGACGUCCGGCCUUACGCCAGGGCAUCAUUAGCCUCAACAAUCAAACCAAGCAGUGCAGCCUCAAGGAAUUGGCACUUUAUACUAAACGUUUUAAAUUACAAACUUUCAUUUUUUGAUUAAUGUAAUUUUUUAUUCAAAAAGUUAUCGCCUAGGGACAGCUUUUAAAUUCAUAGAUCAUAGACAGUAAGGAAAAGUAACUUGUCUUUUUUAAAACUGAGUUGUUUUAUUUCCUUUAGCAAGCUGGUAUGGAUGUUGACUGCAUGGCCCCUCUUUCUCCUACUCAUCUUAUUGAGGUAAAAUCUCGCUGGUUCUGUUUGUAUCGUCCAAGUUUAGAAUGCAGUCAUUUUCUAUAUUUAUACCUACUCACUAACCGACAGAUUGACUGACAUGCUAUCCUGAUAUCAAAACCAUCCAAAAUAUUAUAAAGAUCAUUUUAACAGUAGGCUCCGGCCUACGUGCAGUAUGGACCCUUCGCCGCUCACAUCCACUAAAGUUUAUUCCACUUCAAGUAUUGUGCGACCCGUAUAAAUUCAGGUUUUGGCCUAGCGCGACUAAUGAUUAAAACAACUUACUUGAAACAAAUAGCAACUUUGGACACCUUUUUCACAGUUUUCACGGGCUUUGCGGUUCACGAACCUGCGUCACACUUUACAUGGCCGUUUAAAAUAUGUACCGCGGCGGUCUUCAUUGUGCUCACAAAGAGUUACAUAUUACUCCUGGCUGAAGAACCUAUAUUUAGAACCAGUGGUUUAUUGAAUUAUUGAAGGUACUAAAUUGAUCUUUUUCCAAAAUGUGGUCAGAUUAACAUUAGAGACCUUUAGAUUAGUGCACCCGCGUGAACUAGCAACAUUUUGGCAGGAAAACGCGAUAGUCGUCGUUAUUUUACCUGGGACUACUAAAGGUUUUAGCGAGAAUAAUGAACUUAAGCGAUAGAGCGUUUUCACCUGACGUUGUUCUGUCGCACUUUGUACUAAAAUUGUCGCACUUUGUGAUACCUGUUGCACUUUGUAAUAAAAGAGCCGUCGCACUUAGUAAUAACACCUUUCGAACUUUGUAAUAAACUUGAAAAAUAUGGUCGGAGGACAAGUAUCAUCGUCGGCGACAACAAGAAACAACAACAACAACAACAGUAAUAAUAAUAAUUUUAAUACCAACAUUCCACUGAACGGUUUUCAGCACCAAUUUCUCAAGUGGGGGUGGAGGAAAGUACUCACAUCAACUGCGUCCUUCCGGCUUCAAGGUCUUUGUAGGAAAGUACAACUAUUUCUAUGCGGACGACAUCGGGACCAUGAGAUAGUGUCCAUAACAGCUAGAGUCCGCAAUGAUGGGAUUUUGUAUUGGAAUUUAGCUGCUAUCCGUAAAAACGGGUUUUCCAUAAAGGUAAGGUGUCCUUGACUGCUUUAGUAGUAGCAGGGGCAACGAAGAAAUCCGGUUUCAUUACCUGCGAGGACAUGACCAGAGAUAUAACGAGAUUUUAGUGUUUAUUGCCAUGAUUAAGCACUAUCAUAAUAUUUCAUAGGAUCAAAAAAGAACAGAAACAUCGAGCACAACACGGUGCCAAAAUCAUUAUCAUCAUCAGACAAUCAUCAUCAUCAUCACCAUUCUUAUUCCUGUUAUUAUCGCACUAUUGCAUAUCAUUUGCCCACGUCAUUGUGCCACGGUGACUGCUAAAAUUUUGUGGAAAUUUUGAAUGCGCUAGAGCCAACAUGAAACGAAAUAGAUUCAUAAUAAUCAGAAAAUGCGACAUCGCAAAGUGUGGCCCAGCUAAGAUAACCAAAAGUAAAAAAUCCAAACACGAAAAGCAAAUCUUAAGUACAAUGAUACUAACAAAAGAUCUCAGGCUCGAACGUUUAUGCUCAAGUUUCAUCUUCUAUGUAAGUUGUAACUAAGCAUUUUUUGCCUUUUGCUGCCACACGUUCUUUUUCUCUAGCUAAAUAUUGAGGUGUCUUUGCUUAGAGCUUUGAAGUAUGUUACUUGUUUCGCCAAGAUAUGUCGGUGAUGAUAAACCAACGCAGUACCAUUCAAGCAUUCGCCCAUUUUUGAUUGGAGAUUAUUCGCCGUAAUUCAAACACGACACCAGUUGAAGGCCCAAACAUUCUUAUGAGUAUAUUUUUAACGCUGACAUUUCCUGCUACCCCGCCACAGGAGAAGUAAAUACGCGGCAGAAUCUGAAAAGCCAUCCUAUAGGUCACGAAAACGAGUAUUAACUUGACAUCUGUGGGUAGGCCAUGAAAAGGUUCCAGAUCCUUCUUUAACAAUGAAUGACGUCAUUGUUUACGAUAAUCAAAUGUGUUUGCCAACUUCUUGAUUUUGUCAGACACCUUACUAUUUGAGUAUUUUUCGCUUCGAAGGAAAAAUUACGGAAUUGGAUUUUACCAACAAAUUCAACAACAUAACUUCAUAAUGACAUCAAAUUACUUCAUUGUGUCAAAUUAAUGCCUAGAUGGUCGGGAAAUAAAUAGUAGAUUAUUUUGUGUUAUUGUGGUGGCCGUUUUAUGAGUGGCCCUUAUAUGAAUAAUAAUCGUCAUGAAACAUCCACAAUAAUAAUAACAAUUAACAAUUAUUACUGUUAUUGUUAUUAUUAUUAUUGUUGCUGUUGUUGAUAUCGAUGAUGAUACUUAUUAUUUAUUGGGUUUACUUGUCCUCCGACCAUAUUUUGAAGUGUAUCACAAGGUGCGACAAGUGUUAUUACAGAGUGCGACAAGUGUUAUUACAAAGUGCGACAAGUGUUAUUACAAAGUGCGACAAGUGUUAUUACAAAGUGCGACAAGUGUUAUUACAAAGUACGACAAGUGUUAUUACAAAGUGCGAUAUAGGUAUUAAAAAGUGCAACAGAAGAGAGGUCACGGCGGUCAUGUUGGUGUUCCAUCCAAACCAAUCCUGUGUAGUGGGAGUUGAAUUCCUUUCUUAUGUAAACGCUUUCUUUUGUUCCAAGAAGUUUGCAGAGAUGCUGGCCAAGUGAGUGGAAACGCUCUAUAGGACACCAGAGGAAAGAACAAACUUCCCCUUCCUUGAAACAGAAUUUUUAGUAAAAGACCAGAACACAGUAAUGCCCGAUGGGGUACUCCUGGGAAUUCUUGGUGGGAAGGGCCGCCCGGUCUCCAAAUCCUGACCCUACUUCAGACCAAAAAAUGUAAUUUUCCACACCCGUUUUCAGACUAGACCGCUAAAAUCCAUACCGUUUUCAGACCUGGCCUUUCGGCAGAAAUAAUGUUAUCAUUACUUAGAUUAUUGCACGAACAAAAAAAUUCUUCAAAUCCAUUUCGAAUUCACAAAUUUCUCCUUCUUUCUUACCCACUUGGAAUUGAAACGAUAAAUACGUUCAUACACUCCGACUCGUGGUUCCCUCAAAAACUAUACCUGAUUCCAGACCAAAAUGGGCAAAGUGUAUACCCCUUUGCAGACCAAAACGGCGCAAAAACCCUACCCAAUGGGGCGGCACAUACCUACAUAGCUUAUAAAAAGGAGUAGUGCUGAGUGCAGAUCACAAAAAAACGCGCAAGUAAUAGCUCUUUCACAUUUGUCACACACAGCGGUUUGGCCGUAUUCCUCUUUCUACCGUACUGUUGCGUCAAGCCCACUAAUGUUUUAGUGGCGGGAACAAAUAAUCAAAUGUUAGAAGUUUUAUCACUUUGCGAUCAGGACAGGGCUUAACAUCCUUCAGUAAAAAGAAACGCGCAAAUUUUUCUGGUAAAAAAGCGGAAAAUGAACCUUUCCUGGGUUUCUAUAUUUUUAAAAAACACGUCAAAUCAAAUACAGUCGUCUUGGUAGUCGUCCUCGUCGUAGGAUCGAAAGGUCUCGAAUAGCUGCGCUUAGAGAACAAACUUUCGUGGGUGCGUUAUUCUUUUGGUCCCGUCGAACGUUGGAACUGACAAACUCACUACUGUUUAAUACCGUUUCAUGUCUUAAAUGAGGGUAACUUCUUCUAACAUGUAUGUUUGCUUUAAUGAUAAUCGCAGCUACAUAUUGGAGAACAAAACCCAGGAGCCAAUGAAUACGAUUUCAAAAGAGCUCUGGAUAUUCUUCAUCUAGCCACCACGGUAGAUACAUCUUCUUUUACUUACAGUAAUUUUUUUUUCGUAUAAAAUGAGAGCUGGUUAACUUAUAAGUACUUAAAACUAGACGUUCCUGGUUUUCAUCAGUGUUUUGAUUGUAAUGUUUUCAACAGAGUGGCCGUUAUGGCAUGGAUACUGCAGCGCUCAAGCUUCACAUCUGGUGCAAAGCUCUUCUUAGAGACGAGUAAGAUGAGUGAUUGUCCAGUUAUAGUUGUUUUCGACAACAAGUGACUUUUUAACAACCAAACUGGUCUUUAAAAGGAAAAGUUAAUUUAAAGAAGUCGCACGAGGUUUGUUUCGUCGACUUCAUGUCAUCAGUGUCAAAAGUGAAGAAAUUAGAGUGCACAUAUAUGAAUACAGAAAAGGAAUUGAAAAUGGAGAAAGUAAUGGACAAUUUAAUUAUAAGUUUCUCUUUGAUAGAGGCCGCCCGAGUGUUUAGUGUCGGUCUUUGUACAAUUGGCGUCAGUUGUAUUGCUAUCAGCAAAUUGGUCAACGGUCGCUGGAGAAUUAUCUGGGGAAUUUAAGCCAAUCACCUCAUUUUGUGGACUUGUCACUGAAAAUGGCUUAUUUAACCUUUCUGUCCUUUGAUAUCUUUUAUAUAUCCACAGUUAUUUUCUACUUUCAUUUGACUCUCAGUCGCAAUCUCGGCUGAAGUUUUUGUGGGUAAUUGGUUUAUAUGAAUGUUUCUAAUCUAAAUGGUAAACAUAACUGUUUAUGUUUUUGUGUACAGUUGGGGCUCCUUUCCGGCUAAAGAUCCUUUAUUGACUGCCAGGAAUACUGUUUUCUUCAGAACUGUUGAACUUGCUUAUAAUCAAGGUACGUUAUUUUAUGGUGGCGGCUUACUGCCGAUGUCAUUGUGAAGCGUUUAUGACAAUUUUUAAAAUUUGAACAGAAGGACGACUCGCUUAAUACGGACACUGUCCAUGGUCCACUCAGUGUCCGUUUUGAGUAGGUUUGAAUGUACUUAAUGAGUAUCGCGAUAGCCUCUAGUACGAAACUGGAGAUUUGCUCUUAUAAGGGAGAUUCUUCGCCUACCCAGGGGUACCCCGGCCAGUUCCACCGAAAACGGGCUCUACUAAUACUAGUUCUUUCCUGGCUUUGAAAUAAGUAGCGCGAACAAGCAACUGAUGACUUGCAACCAAAUAGUACGAAUAACAGGUUUCUGUUGGUUUCAUUUGAUUGCUAAAAUCGUUUCAUUCUUGCAUUUCAAUUGCUCGUUGAGUUGUUUGUUCGUUUGCUGUCUUUGCUUUGAUCCACCACUAAUAAGGAUCAUUUUUUUUAUAUAGGUGAUAAGAAUUCAUAUCGAAUAGCUUUUAAAAAUUCUUCUCGUAAUUAUUAUUUAGUGUCGAAUCAUUGUUUAUUAUUACUAUUAUUAUUAUUAUUAUUAUUAUGAUCAUCAUCAUGAUUAUUAUUUUACUUAUUUUAUUGUGUAUUAUUAUUUUCGCUAACUGUUACCAGUGUCGCUUGUUUCUAGGUAUAGAGCUGGAAGAAUUUAUGCCUUCUUUGGAGAGUUUGUUCGAAGCAGAACAACUAAAAGAUGCUGGGCUUUCUGAAAACCCACAGUUUCGUUACCUUCUAAAGUCUGGAUAUGAGCAAAUAAAUAGAGUCGCAGCUGUGGUUAGCAUUUGAGUUGUGCCUUGUCUAGAAGCAGCCUUUAAACAUUGAACUGUAAAAUAAUUACACUUGUACAAAGAGGAAAAUAAGAACAACGAGAACUUUCAGUACUUGCUUGCUUGCUUGUUUGCUUUACUUUCUUAAAAUUUACCUGCUGUUAGUCAAUAGCUUAUUUACCCAGCAAUUGUUUUAUUUUUCUCCUUGAAAAUUUUGUUCAUUUUUUUCGUUAGGCUCGCGUAAAACAAACACAAAAUGACCCAUGUGCCCCGUCUCAGUCACACCAGGAAAGAAUAGCAAUGACUUACUUUACACGUAGGAGUUAAAUUGUACCCUCCAUGUCGGACUGGAAAUGGCAAUGGGUAGUGUUUAUUAUUUCAGCGACAUCUAGGAGGGUUACACCCCAUUUCAUAUUCCCACUCAGACUAGAAAGAUACGCGGGCUGGGACCUAUCAUGACGUACAAUCCUCGACAAAAAUCUUUGAAACACCCAUACACUUUUCUUUCCCUCUGCAAUGUUGAGAUGUGAUUACAAAGUUACGCAGCUACCAAGACAUUGCCAAAGGAAGGGAGAGAAACUAAAGGGAGUGAAAUUUUUCUAAGUAUUUAAGCUUUCAAAUAGCAGAGCGCGGGCGAAAAAUAGAACGAGGGGAGACUACAGACCUACUCCACUCUCCCUCUUCCUCUCUCAGUCCUUUUUUUAUCAUCCACUCUCCAUUUCCGGCCACUCUCCAAUAUCUGAGCCCCUCGGACAGGCUAAAUUAUGACUUACCUACACAGGCCGCCACUUCCGGUCGACGUCGUAGUUCUGUGUACUGACAGUCUUUCGACUCUCUAAACGUGACCAAUGAGCUUUUGGUAUUUUAAUCAAUUUUCGUGCCUCAAAAAUAAUAUUUUCUUCUACCCAAAAUAACAGUAAGGGAAAAGUUCAAGACCCCGUCAAUUCUUGACGUAGAAUAACGUUUUUAAGUCCACUGAAACAGUUCAAUAAACACACUGAAAGUGAAACUUCGACAAGGUUGAGGUACGUUUGUGGAAGGCUUGAGUUAGGCUUCUCAAUUCCUUUACACAAAACUCAGAAGUCGAAAGGUAGAUCUCAGAAGUCGGAAGUUAACACUCAUGUGGAAGUCGGAAGUGGAAACUCGUGCGGACGUGGGAAGUCGAAAGUCGAAAGUGAGGACUCUGUAAGAACUCAAAAUGGGGAAGUCGCAACUCAGAAUAGCCUGUUCCAGGCGUUCAGAUAGUGGGGAGCGGUGCGAAGAAAUAAACUUUUCAUCGCUAUCUUUACUUCGCACCGCUCUCCACUAUCUGAACGCUUGGAACAGGCUAAACUCAGAAGUGCACACUUUGCUUUUUCUUUUCUUAUCUUCUUACUUUUUAUAUGAGAAUGUUCUUUUUCCGGCCUAGGCUGAAUAUUCUUAUUUUCCGCCGAUUUCAGGCUAAAAUUAUUUAACAAUUAUCGGACGAGGUUGAACAAAAUAUCAUGAUUUGUUAUUUGCGAGUAAAUCAAUUUAAUGCCGAAGCAAAAAAUAACAUUAAUAUUUGCCCGUCAAUUGCAGGCCACAUGGUGGGCUCUUGGCCAAUGAAAAGAAAGAAAAAUUUGCUACGAAUGAUAAUAGUAUCCACAUUACCACAAGUAACCUCAACGUGUUUCUACUUCUUCUGGUGCCUAAAGAAAGAGAAUAAUAACACGAGUGAAUGUCAUCCUCAGUGUAUCUAUUGCACUUCUAUCUUGACAAUAAAAAGUAACGCGUUGGGAUCACGAAAAAGGUGACCUCGACCGCUCAUUUGUCAUAUGGUGCAGUCGCUUGGGGACAAGCGGCCAAGACUCAUGCUAACCAAUUAUUUUUGCUGCAAACGCGUGCACUUCUUUUGAUGUCCGUUAUACAGCCGUUAUACAGCUCACACGAUUCCAUAUCGUUUGUCCUCUAAUAUUCUACCUCUAAACAUGCUC
Molecule: messenger RNA, 48478 nt
Organism: Porites evermanni
Lineage: Eukaryota; Metazoa; Cnidaria; Anthozoa; Scleractinia; Poritidae
Source: the annotation of a GenBank genome assembly